Messenger RNA from Anopheles gambiae (African malaria mosquito), 52264 nucleotides. Its product is annotated as titin. Gene Ontology annotation, biological process: signal transduction. The transcript is spliced from 12 exons. Gene Ontology annotation, molecular function: protein binding. Lineage: Eukaryota; Metazoa; Arthropoda; Insecta; Diptera; Culicidae. The record is from RefSeq and is a predicted model, not a curated record. Bases 270 to 50378 code for a protein of 16702 amino acids.
CGUAACGGUGGAACCCAGGCGCCGUAAAUUCCACAAGGCAAUCACGCUGAGUAUGCCGGCACCGAGGGCCCACAGCCAGGGGAUGAUCAAUCAAUACUCUGGCAGCGCGCCCACCCUACGACUGUUGUGCUCCAUCACCGGUGGUACGACCCGGGCACAAUGGGAGGAUGUAACUGGAUCGACGCCGCUCACGUUCGUGAACGAUUGCGUAUCGUUCACGACCACCGUAUCGGCACGGUUCUGGCUGAUGGACUGUCGCAACAUAGCCGAUGCAACCAAGAUGGCAACCGAGCUGUACAAAAGCCAUACACGUACCGUUUAUGGCCAAGUUUGUCGUGUUCGCCAAGCGUACCGAUCCGCUAGAGGCGCGUCUCCGCGUCUUCUGCAUGACAGACGAUCGUGAGGACAAGACGCUCGAGCACCAGGAACAUUUUACCGAGGUGGCCAAGAGCCGCGACGUGGAGGUGCUGGAGGACAAGCCGCAGUACAUCGAGCUGGCCGGCAACCUCGUGCCGGUGACCAAGUCGGGCGAGCAGCUCGCCCUCCCGUUCAAGGCGUUCCGCGAGAACCGGCUGCCGUUCGCCGUGCGCGUCAAGGACCAGCACGCGGACAUCGUCGGCCGGACGCUGUUUAUGCGCGAGCCCAAGAUUGCCAAGGGUGAGCCGCCGCAGCAGCCGAUCUGCAUACUGAACAUCGUGCUGCCGGAAACGAUCAUACCGGAGCAGACGACCACGAUAACGGACUCGCACGAAAUUAUGCUACGCGUCGGGCGGGUGCGUGCCGUCGUACCACCGCGCCAGCUCGUCGACGACCAGAACUAUCUGGGCGAGCUGCGCAUCGUCGACAUUUCCAACCUGCUCGGCGAGGACUGGAUCCGGCUAGCGCCAGAAAUUGGCGUGAGCGAGACGGACGUGGAGAACAUUGUCGCGCAGAUACCGGCCAGCACGGCCCAGCAGGCGCAGGCCAUGCUGAAGCAGUUCCAGUCGAAACCGAACAAUGACUUUAACAUACUCGAGAACGGGCUGCGCACCAUCCACCGGGACGAUAUCGUGGAGCGGUGCAUACGCAGUGCGACCACCACCGGCACCACCACCACCGUUACGAUGCGCAACAAGACCUCCUUCUCGAUCGGCAAGCGCAGUGUCGAGGCGGUGGAGCUGCUCUCCGAAACGGAUUCCAUUGCAAAGAUGGCACAAAAAGAAGAUCGCCUCUCGAAACAGGAAUCUACGAAGUAUUCGGCAGAGGAGAAAACCGUCGAAGAGUCGGAAGAAUCGGAGGAGGAGAUGGUGAAGAAAACGGUGGCGGAGCGGCGGAAGCAGAUCGAGAAGCGCCUGUCAGCGGACCGUUCCAUACCGGCCUCGACGCAGAAGCGCGAGAUCGUGGAGGAGAUCAUCACCAUCAAGCGGCAGAGCGUUAUCGACGAUACGCGCGCCAAGCACGAGGAAGAGAUACUGCUCCAGAAACCAAUCGACAACACGUACAAGUCGUCCACCAUGCCCGAGCCGGUGGUGAAGCUAAAAACGACCGUCGUCAAGGAUGGACCGGGCGUGCGGAAGGACGAGUUCGAACAGGAGCUGCAGGACAAGUUUAAGGUGACGCUGAAGAACGUGGAAGAGUUCGAGCACCGGUCGGAGGUGCUGGAGCAGCUGGCCACGGAAGCGACCUCGGUCUCCGCAUCGUCGCCGCGCGUGGUCGAGGAGAUCAAGAAGAAGGUGGAGGAGCGUGUCCCAGCCGCGCUGGACGAGCCGACGGAGCCAGCGGAGCAGCAGCCGGUCGAAAGUGCCGUGCCGCCGGUGCCGAAAGAGCGUGCCCCGGUGCCGGCAAAGCGCACCAGUCUCACCAAGGAACCGGAAGAGUUCCAGGGCGUCGUGGAGGAAUCGAUCAAGGACGUGAAGCAACGCAUCAGCUCGUUCGAGACGAAGUCCAAGACGGAAUCGCUUGUGGACAGCAAGCAGUCGUCGGUGGACACGACCAGCGGGCGUGACUCGUGGAGCGACGAUCAUCGGCAGGCGAGCAAGCGCACCGACUCGGAGCAAAUCUCGGAGGACUCCGAGCAGGAACCGUUGCUCCGCAGGGACGAGCAUUCCAGCGUCCAGCGCACGGUUGGCGAAUCGUCCGUGGUAACGACAACGCAACAGGCGUUCACCACCGUCGAACAGCUGGAACGGCACGAUGUGUCGCAUGCCGUCGAGGAGAAGAGGGAAAGUUUGCUGGAAGCUUUCGGCGCUGCCGACGCCGGUCCGGCACAGUGGAAGGAGCCGGACUCGGAACCGUCAUCGCUUUCGGAAGCCACCGGCAGCAGCACCUCCAGGCGGGAGGAAAGCAUCUCCCAGCACUUCAAGUCGGAAACGGUCAGCAAGGUGGAGGAAACGGUCACCAAGAUGUCCACCACGGUGGAAACGAAAACGGUGGCCGGCCUGCCCGGAGGCCUUGACGCGUUCACCCUCGGCAAGGGCGAUGAGACGAUCGUGCGCGAAGAGUUUGUGGCGCGCAGUGCCGCGAGCAGCAGCAUCGUCGACCGCACGGUGGAGUCGGUGGUGCGCGAGGUGCGCGACCAGGAGCCGGCCGUCGAGAAGCGGGACAUGCACCGCGAGGUGCAGGAAACGGCCGACAAGAUGGCCGCCCUGAGCAGCGUAGAAACGGUACAGAUCGGCGAGGGGACCGCCCCGCAAGUGUCCACCGCCGCGGCGUACACCGUCGAGCGGUUCGAGGGGCUGCAGUCGGAGGUGGUCAGCCAGGAUGCGGCCGGUAUGGUGGCGGAGCGAACUGGUACAGCCGUGAGCAGCGUCGAAACCGGCGUUAGCCAGGGCGAGGACACGGUCAGCGAGAAGAUUGUCGAGCGGGAGGAAGAGGUGCGCCGCCGGGUCGAGGAGAACGUGUCGAUCGACAAGCCGGUGGUGCAGGAGACGGUGGCGCGCACGGUUACGCAGGAAGUUACCUCCAAAAUUCCGGUGCCGUCGAAGAAAAGCUCACCGGAAGCAAAGGACCAACCGCCCAUGCCGGCCGCCCAGCCAACGGACGGUGAACCGUCGGCUGUGGAUCGGAUGGAAGCCGCAGACCAACCGAAACAGACAAUCGAGCAGCAACAGGCAGAGCUGUCGUCCCGGGCGGAGGAGAUGAUCGAGACGGUGGUUGAGCAUGCGGAGUCGGUCGCUUCCAGGAUUCCACGCUUCGGCACGACCAAGCCGGCCGCCCCGAAGUCGGAAGCAGUGGUGGCGGCAAAGUCGCCCGAACCGGACACCUCCAGCCUGUCGAAGAUUCCGGUCCUGAAGGAUCGCAAAGUGUCGGAGCAGUUUUCGAGCGAUUCGUGCGAAACCGUCAUCGUGCAGCGGUCGGUCGAGGAGCUGCAGCCGCACGCGGAACAGGUGACGGCCAGCGAGACGGUGCCGGACCGCGAGUACGAUGAGGAGAUCAUGUCUGCCACCGCGUACGGCAGCGAGCGCACCGUGACGGAAAUCAUUACCGAGGACCAUCGCGCUGUCACGCCGGACGAUUUCAUCGACGAGAUCAUCGACGAGGCGCAGGACAAGGUGCAGCGGCAGCUGCAGUCGGCCGAGGUUACCGUCGGCACGCUCGACCUAAGCCACUCGGAAGAAGAAUCGUUCGACAAGUCCGCCUACCCGAUGCAGGAGUACAUCUCGAGGCCGGGAGGUGGCAGCGGUUUCGAUGCUAAUGCUACCAUCGACGACGACGACGAAGACGAAGAGGCGGAGCGGGAGCGGGAGAAAUGGAAAGAGGAUGCAAACUCUUCCGUGCCCGAUGACAUGUCGACGACCGAUUUCGAAGCAUUCCGCGAGUACCACUGGUUGGAUACGCCGGAUGCGGCCGGUCCGGCCGGGCAGCGGUACGGGCUGGCCAGAACGUCCACACCGAUCCGUGACGCAACGGUGGCCGCCGGCGUGACGCUCGCGUCACUGGAGGAUUUGGAUACGCUCAGUCCACUGUCGGCGGGUGAGGCGAGUGAUGGGCGAAAGUUGGCGCUUCCGGAGGAGGCAGGAAGUGGCACAGGCGAUGUGGGUGGUACCAUCGACGCAUCGGCGAGCGCUGUCAGAUCGUCGCGCAAGCACUUUAACCUUGACCUGGACAUGGACGUAACCUCGACCAAGACGACGACGACCGCGACUUCGACGACUACGGCGACCAAGGCACGCAAGACGACGACGUUCGAGAAGAGCUUCAAGCCGGAAAGCCACUCGAACCGCGGCACUUCACCCAUGGACGAGGUGGUGGAGUCGCCCGACAGCGUGCACAGUGCGCGGUUCGGGCGCGGCGAGUCGCCCGCGAUCAGGCUCGUGAUAGGACGGAAGGAGAUCAAAACGUCCGACACGUCGGCGAUAACCGAAAGCCGCCUGACGGUGUACGGCCACAAGGAUGUGGAGAUAUCGAUCAGUUCCCAAUCGACGAUCAGUCUGACAACGACGCACACUUCCAAAGAUGGUCGCGACAAGACGACGGAAGUAAGUUCAAGCGGCGGCGAGGUAAAGGAGGUAAGCAGCGGCAAGCGGUACAAACAGUUCAAGCUGGUGGACGAUCCCGACUCGGAGCAAACCGAGCGUAAGCGGGACGAGGCAGUAUCGUUUUCGAAGAAGAAGAGCGUGUACCUGUUCGGAAGCUUCGAUUCCAGCAGUGGAUCGCCCAUCACCGAGACGAGCGUCUCGCAGCAUGUGACGGAUACGGGCAUAUCGCUGACGAGAGGUUUCACUGAAACCAUGACCUCGCCCGGUGUCAUAUCGUCCUCCGUCGAGGAGAAGAACAAGAAGGUAAGCAUCAUUACCGAUACGGCUGUUGAUGUGGAAAUUGAGGAACUGGAACUUACCGAUGCUGGCCUGAGCCCUAUUCUUCCGGAUGAGGCGGACGUAACCGCGGAUUUCCAGUUGGCCGAAGAAGAUGUGCACUUUGCGCACACGGGCACGAGUCCGAUGGACUUCGAAGAGCAUUCGGUAUCGGCAGCGCUGGACACUUCCGAAGCGGCCACGCUGACCGAUCGCGUAGAGACAAAGGAUGCGUCGAACAGCCCGUUGGAUGUGCAUAUCACUUCCAUCCUCAAGCGCGACGUCAGCAAGCUGACCGACGAAGAGUUGCUGACGGGUCGCCGAGGAUCGGGCGACGUGAAGGCAAAAAUAAAAAUGCUGGAGCAAAGCUCCAAAGCACAUAGUGCACAAAGCUCACCCAAGAAGAAGGUUGAGUUUGAAGAACAUCAACUGAAGCACGACAGACAGGACUCGCCGAAACGGCAGAAGACUUCGGGUAAAAUAACGGAGCUGCGCAAGAUAUUUGGCGAAGAGGAAGAACCGGUCGAGUCGAAUGUUAUGUCGGAGUCAAUUCCGCCUAUUCAGGAGGUAAUCAAGCAACUGGAAAAGAGAAUAGCAGUUAAACAGGUAGAGAGUUCUGCUCGCGCUGAAGUUUUUACCAAACGUUCCGAAGUGGACGUUGAAGAUUUAACGUCCCAGAUAAUACCCGUAAAGGUUUCAGAACCCCAGGAGCCAAUGGUAGAAAAAGACCAACAAAUAUCAAAGCUAGUACGCGGUGUUCAAAGCCUCGGCAUGCGAGAACAAAGUACUAAGCAACUCGAGCAAGAACGACGUAAUGUAGAGCUAAGAGCAGCUAUCGAUGAACCGGUUUGCGAGAAGCUUGCUGAGCGCAAGAUCGUUACCGAUCUAGUGAAGGACGAGCUGGAUAGUGAAGAUAAUGAACUAAGAAAAACAAAUGAUCUUAUAAAAAUGUUUGAGAUGAAACGAACUACUUCUGAGGAGGCUAUUAAAGCAAGCCCAAAACGAAAGCAAUUAAGCGCUGUUAGUCAGAAAAUGUCUACCACUUAUCUGGCGCCAAUGGUUUGUGAUAAAGAUAAACCUACUGAGAAAAUUGAUGAGGUAGAUUUUGUUAAAGUGGAGACAAGUGGGCAAGUUAACACGUUCAAUGAUGAUCAGCCUCCUGUAACGAAUCUUUCAGCUGCCCCUGAAUGUGUGAUAGAUGAAGAAUAUAGAAUGAAAAAUAUUCAAGAGCUCAAGGCCAGAUUUGAAACCAUGCAAGAAGCCAAUCAAACCUAUAUUAAAACACAAUCUCAAGAAAAGCCAUCAAGCACAAAACAUACUGCUACAGCGAUUUCGUACGAAACCAUCACGCAUCAAAAACCACAAUUAGGAGAUGCUACCAAAACACGCACGAAACGUGAAAUCUGUAAACUUGAUAACAACAUAAUUAAACAAUUUGAAACAACUGAAUGGUCCGCUACUGAACAACACCAAGAACCGAUAGAAAAACAAGAAAAAUAUAAUGAAUUUGAUAAAGCUCAAGAAAACACGAAACAAGCACAAGACGUGCAACGUGAAACAACAUUCAACAACGCACAUAUUCUGAAAACACAGACAACAGCAGCUCUAACACAGAGUUCAGUCAUGACCAAGCAGAAGCUGAUAAAAACUGAGAUAUUAGCCGAACUGGAACAAAGCAAAAUGGAACACGACAAACAGCCACAGCCAUCGGAAUCUGUGACUGAGGUUGUUGAAAAGGAACUGACCGAAGAUACCGAGCUGGUCGAGGCAAAGGUUAUCGAGACCGUAGUCGAGAAGGUUGAGGCCAAGGUUAUCGAGACCGUAGUCGAGAAGGUUGAGGCCAAGACAGAUGACAAGCCAGAACAAGACGAACAGCCAGAGCCAUCGGAGCCUGUGUCUGAGGUUGUUGAAAAGGAACUGACCGAAGAUACCGAGCUGGUCGAGGCAAAGGUUAUCGAGACCGUAGUCGAGAAGGUGGAGGCCAAGCCAGAUGACAAGCCAGAACAAGACGAACAGCCAGAGCCAUCGGAGCCUGUGUCUGAGGUUGUUGAAAAGGAACUGACCGAAGAUACCGAGCUGGUCGAGGCAAAGGUUAUCGAGACCGUAGUCGAAAAGGUUGAGGCCAAGGUUAUCGAGACUGUAGUCGAGAAGGUUGAGGCCAAGCCAGAUGACAAGCCAGAACAAGACGAACAGCCAGAGCCAUCGGAGCCUGUGUCUGAGGUUGUUGAAAAGGAAGUGGCCGAAGAUACCGAGCUGGUCGAGGCAAAGGUUAUCGAGACCGUAGUCGAGAAGGUUGAGGCCAAGCCAGAUGACAAGCCAGAACAAGACGAACAGCCAGAGCCAUCGGAGCCUGUGUCUGAGGUUGUUGAAAAGGAACUGACCGAAGAUACCGAGCUGGUCGAGGCAAAGGUUAUCGAGACCGUAGUCGAGAAGGUCAAGGCCAAGGUUAUCGAGACCGUAGUCGAGAAGGUUGAGGCCAAGCCAGGUGACAAGCCAGAACAAGACGAACAGCCAGAGCCAUCGAAGCCUGUGUCUGAGGUUGCUGAAAGGGAACUGACCGAAGAUACCGAGCUGGUCGAGGCAAAGGUUAUCGAGACCGUAGUCGAGAAGGUUGAGGCAAAGGUUAUCAAGACCGUAGUCGAGAAGGUUGAGGCCAAGCCAGAUGACAAGCCAGAACAAGAUGAACAGCCAGAGCCAUCGGAGCCUGUGUCUGAGGUUGUUGAAAAGGAACUGACCGAAGAUACCGAGCUGGUCGAGGCAAAGGUUAUCGAGACCGUAGUCGAGAAGGUUGAGGCCAAGCCAGAUGACAAGCCAGAACAAAACGAACAGCCAGAGCCAUCGGAGCCUGUGUCUGAGGUUGUUGAAAAGGAACUGACCGAAGAUACCGAGCUGGUCGAGGCAAAGGUUAUCGAGACCGUAGUCGAGAAGGUUGAGGCCAAGCCAGAUGACAAGCCAGAACAAGACGAACAGCCAGAGCCAUCGGAGCCUGUGUCUGAGGUUGUUGAAAAGGAACUGACCGAAGAUACCGAGCUAGUCGAGGCCAAGGUUAUCGAGACCGUAGUCGAGAAGGUUGAGGCCAAGCCAGAUGACAAGCCAGAACAAGACGAACAGCCAGAGCCAUCGGAGCCUGUGUCUGAGGUUGUUGAAAAGGAACUGACCGAAGAUACCAAGCUGGUCGAGGCAAAGGUUAUCGAGACCGUAGUCGAGAAGGUUGAGGCCAAGCCAGAUGACAAGCCAGAACAAGACGAACAGCCAGAGCCAUCGGAGCCUGUGUCUGAGGUUGUUGAAAAGCAACUUACCGAAGAUACCAAGCUGGUCGAGGCCAAGGUUAUCGAGACCGUAGUCGAGAAGGUUGAGGCCAAGCCAGAUGACAAGCCAGAACAAGACGAACAGCCAGAGCCAUCGGAGCCUGUGUCUGAGGUUGUUGAAAAGGAACUGACCGAAGAUACCGAGCUGGUCGAGGCCAAGGUUAUCGAGACCGUAGUCGAGAAGGUUGAGGCAAAGGUUAUCGAGACCGUAGUCGAGAAGGUUGAGGCCAAGCCAGAUGACAAGCCAGAACAAGAUGAACAGCCAGAGCCAUCGGAGCCUGUGUCUGAGGUUGUUGAAAAGGAACUGACCGAAGAUACCGAGCUGGUCGAGGCAAAGGUUAUCGAGACCGUAGUCGAGAAGGUUGAGGCCAAGCCAGAUGACAAGCCAGAACAAGACGAACAGCCAGAGCCAUCGGAGCCUGUGUCUGAGGUUGUUGAAAAGGAACUGACCGAAGAUACCGAGCUGGUCGAGGCCAAGGUUAUCGAGACCGUAGUCGAGAAGGUUGAGGCAAAGGUUAUCGAGACCGUAGUCGAGAAGGUUGAGGCCAAGCCAGAUGACAAGCCAGAACAAGACGAACAGCCAGAGCCAUCGGAGCCUGUUCCUGAGGUUGUUGAAAAGGAAGUGACCGAAGAUACCGAGCUGGUCGAGGCAAAGGUUAUCGAGACUGUAGUCGAGAAGGUUGAGGCCAAGGUUAUCGAGACCGUAGUCGAGAAGGUUGAGGCCAAGACAGAUGACAAGCCAGAACAAGACGAACAGCCAGAGCCAUCGGAGCCUGUGUCUGAGGUUGUUGAAAAGGAACUGACCGGAGAUACCGAGCUGGUCGAGGCAAAGGUUAUCGAGACCGUAGUCGAGAAGGUUGAGGCCAAGCCAGAUGACAAGCCAGAACAAGACGAACAACCAGAGCCAUCGGAGCCUGUGUCUGAGGUUGUUGAAAAGGAACUGACCGAAGAUACCGAGCUGGUCGAGGCAAAGGUUAUCGAGACUGUAGUCGAGAAGGUCGAGGCCAAGGUUAUCGAGACCAUAGUCGAGAAGGUUGAGGCCAAGACAGAUGACAAGCCAGAACAAGACGAACAGCCAGAGCCAUCGGAGCCUGUGUCUGAGGUUGUUGAAAAGGAAGUGACCGAAGAUACCGAGCUGGUCGAGGCAAAGGUUAUCGAGACCGUAGUCGAGAAGGUUGAGGCCAAGGUUAUCGAGACCGUAGUCGAGAAGGUUGAAGCCAAACCAGAAGACAAGCCAGAACAAGACGAACAGCCAGAGCCAUCGGAGCCUGUGUCUGAGGUUGUUGAAAAGGAACUGACCGAAGAUACCGAGCUGGUCGAGGCAAAGGUUAUCGAGACCGUAGUCGAGAAGGUUGAGGCCAAGGUUAUCGAGACCGUAGUCGAGAAGGUUGAGGCCAAGACAGAUGACAAGCCAGAACAAGACGAACAGCCAGAGCCAUCGGAGCCUGUGUCUGAGGUUGUUGAAAAGGAACUGACCGAAGAUACCGAGCUGGUCGAGGCAAAGGUUAUCGAGACCGUAGUCGAGAAGGUUGAGGCCAAGCCAGAUGACAAGCCAGAACAAGACGAACAGCCAGAGCCAUCGGAGCCUGUGUCUGAGGUUGUUGAAAAGGAACUGACCGAAGAUACCGAGCUGGUCGAGGCAAAGGUUAUCGAGACCGUAGUCGAGAAGGUUGAGGCCAAGCCAGAUGACAAGCCUGAACAAGACGAACAACCAGAGCCAUCGGAGCCUGUGUCUGAGGUUGUUGAAAAGGAACUGACCGAAGAUACCGAGCUGGUCGAGGCAAAGGUUAUCGAGACUGUAGUCGAGAAGGUCGAGGCCAAGGUUAUCGAGACCAUAGUCGAGAAGGUUGAGGCCAAGACAGAUGACAAGCCAGAACAAGACGAACACCCAGAGCCAUCGGAGCCUGUGUCUGAGGUUGUUGAAAAGGAAGUGACCGAAGAUACCGAGCUGGUCGAGGCAAAGGUUAUCGAGACCGUAGUCGAGAAGGUCGAGGCAAAGGUUAUCGAGACCGUAGUCGAGAAGGUUGAGGCCAAGCCAGAUGACAAGCCAGAACAAGACGAACAGCCAGAGCCAUCGGAGCCUGUGUCUGAGGUUGUUGAAAAGGAACUGACCGAAGAUACCGAGCUGGUCGAGGCCAAGGUUAUCGAGACCGUAGUCGAGAAGGUCGAGGCCAAGGUUAUCGAGACCGUAGUCGAGAAGGUUGAGGCCAAGCCAGAUGACAAGCCAGAACAAGACGAACAGCCAGAGCCAUCGGAGCCUGUGUCUGAGGUUGUUGUAAAGGAAGUGACCGAAGAUACCGAGCUGGUCGAGGCAAAGGUUAUCGAGACCGUAGUCGAGAAGGUCGAGGCAAAAGUUAUCGAGACCGUAGUCGAGAAGGUUGAGGCCAAGCCAGAUGACAAGCCAGAACAAGACGAACAGCCAGAGCCAUCGGAGCCUGUGUCUGAGGUUGUUGAAAAGGAACUGACCGAAGAUACCGAGCUGGUCGAGGCAAAGGUUAUCGAGACCGUAGUCGAGAAGGUUGAGGCCAAGGUUAUCGAGACCGUAGUCGAGAAGGUUGAGGCCAAGCCAGAUGACAAGCCAGAACAAGACGAACAGCCAGAGCCAUCGGAGCCUGUGUCUGAGGUUGUUGAAAAGGAACUGACCGAAGAUACCGAGCUGGUCGAGGCCAAGGUUAUCGAGACCGUAGUCGAGAAGGUUGAGGCAAUGGUUAUCGAGACCGUAGUCGAGAAGGUUGAGGCCAAGCCAGAUGACAAGCCAGAACAAGACGAACAGCCAGAGCCAUCGGAGCCUGUGCCUGAGGUUGUUGAAAAGGAAGUGACCGAAGAUACCGAGCUGGUCGAGGCAAAGGUUAUCGAGACUGUAGUCGAGAAGGUUGAGGCCAAGGUUAUCGAGACCGUAGUCGAGAAGGUUGAGGCCAAGACAGAUGACAAGCCAGAACAAGACGAACAGCCAGAGCCAUCGGAGCCUGUGUCUGAGGUUGUUGAAAAGGAACUGACCGAAGAUACCGAGCUGGUCGAGGCACAGGUUAUCGAGACCGUAGUCGAGAAGGUUGAGGCCAAGCCAGAUGACAAGCCAGAACAAGACGAACAGCCAGAGCCAUCGGAGCCUGUGUCUGAGGUUGUUGAAAAGGAACUGACCGAAGAUACCGAGCUGAUCGAGGCAAAGGUUAUCGAGACCGUAGUCGAGAAGGUUGAGGCCAAGGUUAUCGUGACCAUGUCUGAGGUUGUUGAAAAGGAACUGACCGAAGAUACCGAGCUGGUCGAGGCAAAGGUUAUCGAGACCGUAGUCGAGAAGGUUGAGGCCAAGCCAGAUGACAAGCCAGAACAAGACGAACAGCCAGAGCCAUCGGAGCCUGUGUCUGAGGUUGUUGAAAAGGAAGUGACCGAAGAUACCGAGCUGGUCGAGGCAAAGGUUAUCGAGACUGUAGUCGAGAAGGUUGAGGCCAAGGUUAUCGAGACCGCAGUCGAGAAAGUUGAGGCCAAGUCAGAUGACAAGCCAGAACAAGACGAACAGCCAGAGCCAUCGGAGCCUGUGUCUGAGGUUGUUGAAAAGGAACUGACCGAAGAUACCGAGCUGGUCGAGGCAAAGGUUAUUGAGACCGUAGUCGAGAAGGUUGAUGCCAAGGUUAUCGAGACCGUAGUCGAGAAGGUUGAGGCCAAGGUUAUCGAGACCGUAGUCGAGAAGGUUGAGGCCAAGCCAGAUGACAAGCCAGAACAAGACGAACAGCCAGAGCCAUCGGAGCCUGUGUCUGAGGUUGUUGAAAAGGAACUGACCGAAGAUACCGAGCUGGUCAAGGCCAAGGUUAUCGAGACCGUAGUCGAGAAGGUUGAGGCAAAGGUUAUCGAGACUGUAGUCGAGAAGGUUGAGGCCAAGCCAGAUGACAAGCCAGAACAAGACGAACAGCUAGAGCCAUCGGAGCCUGUGUCUGAGGUUGUUGAAAAGGAACUGACCGAAGAUACCGAGCUGGUCGCGGCAAAGGUUAUCGAGACCGUAGUCGAGAAGGUUGAGGCCAAGGUUAUCGAGACCGUAGUCGAGAAGGUUGAGGCCAAGCCAGAUGACAAGCCAGAACAAGACGAACAGCCAGAGCCAUCGGAGCCUGUGUCUGAGGUUGUUGAAAAGGAACUGACCGAAGAUACCGAGCUGGUCGAGGCAAAGGUUAUCGAGACCGUAGUCGAGAAGGUUGAGGCCAAGGUUAUCGAGACUGUAGUCGAGAAGGUUGAGGCCAAGCCAGAUGACAAGCCAGAACAAGACGAACAGCUAGAGCCAUCAGAGCCUGUGUCUGAGGUUGUUGAAAAGGAACUGACCGAAGAUACCGAGCUGGUCGAGGCAAAGGUUAUCGAGACCGUAGUCGAGAAGGUUGAGGCCAAGCCAGAUGACAAGCCAGAACAAGACGAACAGCCAGAGCCAUCGGAGCCUGUGUCUGAGGUUGUUGAAAAGGAACUGACCGAAGAUACCGAGCUGGUCGAGGCAAAGGUUAUCGAGACCGUAGUCGAGAAGGUUGAGGCCAAGCCAGAUGACAAGCUAGAACAAGACGAUCAGCCAGAGCCAUCGGAGCCUGUGUCUGAGGUUGUUGAAAAGGAACUGACCGAAGAUACCGAGCUGGUCGAGGCCAAGAAUAUCGAGACCGUAGUCGAGAAGGUUGAGGCCAAGUCAGAUGACAAGCCAGAACAAGACGAACAGCCAGAGCCAUCAGAGCCUGUGUCUGAGGUUGUUGAAAAGGAACUGACCGAAGAUACCGAGCUGGUCGAGGCAAAGGUUAUCGAGACCGUAGUCGAGAAGGUUGAGGCCAAGCCAGAUGACAAGCCAGAACAAGACGAACAGCCAGAGCCAUCGGAGCCUGUGUCUGAGGUUGUUGAAAAGGAACUGACCGAAGAUACCGAGCUGGUCGAGGCAAAGGUUAUCGAGACCGUAGUCGAGAAGGUUGAGGCCAAGCCAGAUGACAAGCUAGAACAAGACGAUCAGCCAGAGCCAUCGGAGCCUGUGUCUGAGGUUGUUGAAAAGGAACUGACCGAAGAUACCGAGCUGGUCGAGGCCAAGAAUAUCGAGACCGUAGUCGAGAAGGUUGAGGCCAAGUCAGAUGACAAGCCAGAACAAGACGAACAGCCAGAGCCAUCAGAGCCUGUGUCUGAGGUUGUUGAAAAGGAACUGACCGAAGAUACCGAGCUGGUCGAGGCAAAGGUUAUCGAGACCGUAGUCGAGAAGGUUGAGGCCAAGCCAGAUGACAAGCCAGAACAAGACGAACAGCCAGAGCCAUCGGAGCCUGUGUCUGAGGUUGUUGAAAAGGAACUGACCGAAGAUACCGAGCUGGUCGAGGCAAAGGUUAUCGAGACCGUAGUCGAGAAGGUUGAGGCCAAGGUUAUCGAGACCGUAGUCGAGAAGGUUGAGGCCAAGCCAGAUGACAAGCCAGAACAAGACGAACAGCCAGAGCCAUCGGAGCCUGUGUCUGAGGUUGUUGAAAAGGAACUGACCGAAGAUACCGAGCUGGUCGAGGCAAAGGUUAUCGAGACCGUAGUCGAGAAGGUUGAGGCCAAGGUUAUCGAGACCGUAGUCGAGAAGGUUGAGGCCAAGCCAGAUGACAAGCCAGAACAAGACGAACAGCCAGAGCCAUCGGAGCCUGUGUCUGAGGUUGUUGAAAAGGAACUGACCGAAGAUACCGAGCUGGUCGAGGCAAAGGAUAUCGAGACCGUAGUCGAGAAGGUUAAGGUCAAGCCAGAUGACAAGCCAGAACAAGACGAACAGCCAGAGCCAUCGGAGCCUGUGUCUGAGGUUGUUGAAAAGGAACUGACCGAAGAUACCGAGCUGGUCGAGGCAAAGGAUAUCGAGACCGUAGUCGAGAAGGUUAAGGUCAAGCCAGAUGACAAGCCAGAACAAGACGAACAGCCAGAGCCAUCGGAGCCUGUGUCUGAGGUUGUUGAAAAGGAACUGACCGAAGAUACCGAGCUGGUCGAGGCAAAGGAUAUCGAGACCGUAGUCGAGAAGGUUGAGGCCAAGCCAGAUGACAAGCCAGAACAAGACGAACAGCUAGAGCCAUCGGAGCCUGUGUCUGAGGUUGUUGAAAAGGAACUGACCGAAGAUACCGAGCUAGUCGAGGCAAAGGUUAUCGAGACCGUAGUCGAGAAGGUUGAGGCCAAGGUUAUCGAGACCGUAGUCGAGAAGGUUGAGGCCAAGCCAGAUGACAAGCCAGAACAAGACGAACAGCCAGAGCCAUCGGAGCCUGUGUCUGAGGUUGUUGAAAAGGAACUGACCGAAGAUACCGAGCUGGUCGAGGCAAAGGUUAUCGAGACCGUAGUCGAGAAGGUUGAGGCCAAGCCAGCUGACAAGCCAGAACAAGACGAACAGCCAGAGCCAACGGAGCCUGUGUCUGAGGUUGUUGAAAAGGAACUGACCGAAGAUACCGAGCUGGUCGAGGCAAAGGUUAUCGAGACCGUAGUCGAGAAGGUUGAGGCCAAGUUUAUCGAGACCGUAGUCGAGAAGGUUGAGGCUAAGCCAGAUGACAAGCCAGAACAAGACGAACAGCCAGAGCCAUCGGAGCCUGUGUCUGAGGUUGUUGAAAAGGAACUGACCGAAGAUACCGAGCUGGUCGAGGCAAAGGUUAUCGAGACCGUAGUCGAGAAGGUUGAGGCCAAGGUUAUCGAGACCGUAGUCGAGAAGGUUGAGGCCAAGCCAGAUGACAAGCCAGAACAAGACGAACAGCCAGAGCCAUCGGAGCCUGUGUCUGAGGUUGUUGAAAAGGAACUGACCGAAGAUACCGAGCUGGUCGAGGCAAAGGUUAUCGAGACCGUAGUCGAGAAGGUUGAGGCCAAGGUUAUCGAGACCGUAGUCGAGAAGGUUGAGGCCAAGCCAGAUGACAAGCCAGAACAAGACGAACAGCCAGAGCCAUCGGAGCCUGUGUCUGAGGUUGUUGAAAAGGAACUGACCGAAGAUACCGAGCUGGUCGAGGCAAAGGUUAUAGAGACCGUAGUCGAGAAGGUUGAGGCCAAGCCAGAUGACAAGCCAGAACAAGACGAACAGCCAGAGCCAUCGGAGCCUGUGUCUGAGGUUGAUGAAAAGGAACUGACCGAAGAUACCGAGCUGGUCGAGGCAAAGGUUAUCGAGACCGUAGUCGAGAAGGUUGAGGCCAAGGUUAUCGAGACCGUAGUCGAGAAGGUUGAGGCCAAGCCAGAUGACAAGCCAGAACAGCCAGAGCCAUCGGAGCCUGUGUCUGAGGUUGUUGAAAAGGAACUGACCGAAGAUACCGAGCUGGUCGAGGCCAAGGUUAUCGAGACCGUAGUCGAGAAGGUUGAGGUCAAGCCAGAUGACAAGCCAGAACAAGACGAACAGCCAGAGCCAUCGGAGCCUGUGUCUGAGGUUGUUGAAAAGGAACUGACCGAAGAUACCGAGCUGGUCGAGGCAAAGGUUAUCGAGACCGUAGUCGAGAAGGUUGAGGCCAAGGUUAUCGAGACCGUAGUCGAGAAGGUUGAGGCCAAGCCAGAUGACAAGCCAGAACAAGACGAACAGCCAGAGCCAUCGGAGCCUGUGUCUGAGGUUGUUGAAAAGGAACUGACCGAAGAUACCGAGCUGGUCGAGGCAAAGGUUAUCGAGACCGUAGUCGAGAAGGUUGAGGCCAAGGUUAUCGAGACCGUAGUCGAGAAGGUUGAGGCCAAGCCAGAUGACAAGCCAGAACAAGACGAACAGCCAGAGCCAUCGGAGCCUGUGUCUGAGGUUGUUGAAAAGGAACUGACCGAAGAUACCGAGCUGGUCGAGGCCAAGGUUAUCGAGACUGUAGUCGAGAAGGUUGAGGCCAAGCCAGAUGACAAGCCAGAACAAGACGAACAGCCAGAGCCAUCGGAGCCUGUGUCUGAGGUUGUUGAAAAGGAACUGACCGAAGAUACCGAGCUGGUCGAGGCCAAGGUUAUCGAGACCGUAGUCGAGAAGGUUGAGGCCAAGGUUAUCGAGACCGUAGUCGAGAAGGUUGAGGCCAAGCCAGAUGACAAGCCAGAACAAGACGAACAGCUAGAGCUAUCGGAGCCUGUGUCUGAGGUUGUUGAAAAGGAACUGACCGAAGAUACCGAGCUGGUCGAGGCAAAGGUUAUCGAGACCGUAGUCGAGAAGGUUGAGGCCAAGGUUAUCGAGACCGUAGUCGAGAAGGUUGAGGCCAAGCCAGAUGACAAGCCAGAACAAGACGAACAGCCAGAGCCAUCGGAGCCUGUGUCUGAGGUUGUUGAAAAGGAACUGACCGAAGAUACCGAGCUGGUCGAGGCAAAGGUUAUCGAGACCGUAGUCGAGAAGGUUGAGGCCAAGGUUAUCGAGACCGUAGUCGAGAAGGUUGAGGCCAAGCCAGAUGACAAGCCAGAACAAGACGAACAGCCAGAGCCAUCGGAGCCUGUGUCUGAGGUUGUUGAAAAGGAACUGACCGAAGAUACCGAGCUGGUCAAGGCAAAGGUUAUCGAGACCUUAGUCGAGAAGGUUGAGGCUAAGCCAGAUGACAAGCCAGAACAAGACGAACAGCUAGAGCUAUCGGAGCCUGUGUCUGAGGUUGUUGAAAAGGAACUGACCGAAGAUACCGAGCUGGUCGAGGCAAAGGUUAUCGAGACCGUAGUCGAGAAGGUUGAGGCCAAGGUUAUCGAGACCGUAGUCGAGAAGGUUGAGGCUAAGCCAGAUGACAAGCCAGAACAAGACGAACAGCCAGAGCCAUCGGAGCCUGUGUCUGAGGUUGUUGAAAAGGAACUGACCGAAGAUACCGAGCUGGUCAAGGCAAAGGUUAUCGAGACCGUAGUCGAGAAGGUUGAGCCCAAGCCAGAUGACAAGCCAGAACAAGACGAACAGCUAGAGCUAUCGGAGCCUGUGUCUGAGGUUGUUGAAAAGGAACUGACCGAAGAUACCGAGCUGGUCGAGGCAAAGGUUAUCGAGACCGUAGUCGAGAAGGUUGAGGCCAAGGUUAUCGAGACCGUAGUCGAGAAGGUUGAGGCUAAGCCAGAUGACAAGCCAGAACAAGACGAACAGCCAGAGCCAUCGGAGCCUGUGUCUGAGGUUGUUGAAAAGGAACUGACCGAAGAUACCGAGCUGGUCGAGGCAAAGGUUAUCGAGACCGUAGUCGAGAAGGUUGAGGCCAAGGUUAUCGAGACCGUAGUCGAGAAGGUUGAGGCCAAGCCAGAUGACAAGCCAGAACAAGACGAACAGCCAGAGCCAUCGGAGCCUGUGUCUGAGGUUGUUGAAAAGGAACUGACCGAAGAUACCGAGCUGGUCGAGGCAAAGGUUAUCGAGACCGUAGUCGAGAAGGUUGAGGCCAAGGUUAUCGAGACCGUAGUCGAGAAGGUUGAGGCCACGCCAGAUGACAAGCCAGAACAAGAUGAACAGCCAGAGCCAUCGGAGCCUGUGUCUGAGGUUGUUGAAAAGGAACUGACCAAAGAUACCGAGCGGGUCGAGGCAAAGGUUAUCGAGACCGUAGUCGAGAAGGUUGAGGCCAAGGUUAUCGAGACCGUAGUCGAGAAGGUUGAGGCUAAGCCAGAUGACAAGCCAGAACAAGACGAACAGCCAGAGCCAUCGGAGCCUGUGUCUGAGGUUGUUGAAAAGGAACUGACCGAAGAUACCGAGCUGGUCAAGGCAAAGGUUAUCGAGACCGUAGUCGAGAAGGUUGAGCCCAAGCCAGAUGACAAGCCAGAACAAGACGAACAGCCAGAGCCAUCGGAGCCUGUGUCUGAGGUUGUUGAAAAGGAACUGACCGAAGAUACCGAGCUGGUCGAGGCAAAGGUUAUCGAGACCGUAGUCGAGAAGGUUGAGGCCAAGGUUAUCGAGACUGUAGUCGAGAAGGUUGAGGCCAAGCCAGAUGACAAGCCAGAACAAGACGAACAGCCAGAGCCAUCGGAGCCUGUGUCUGAGGUUGAUGAAAAGGAACUGACCGAAGAUACCGAGCUGGUCGAGGCAAAGGUUAUCGAGACCGUAGUCGAGAAGGUUGAGGCCAAGGUUAUCGAGACCGUAGUCGAGAAGGUUGAGGCCAAGCCAGAUGACAAGCCAGAACAAGACGAACAGCCAGAGCCAUCGGAGCCUGUGUCUGAGGUUGUUGAAAAGGAACUGACCGAAGAUACCGAGCUGGUCGAGGCAAAGGUUAUCGAGACCGUAGUCGAGAAGGUUGAGGCCAAGGUUAUCGAGACCGUAGUCGAGAAGGUUGAGGUCAAGCCAGAUGACAAGCCAGAACAAGACGAACAGCCAGAGCCAUCGGAGCCUGUGUCUGAGGUUGUUGAAAAGGAACUGACCGAAGAUACCGAGCUGGUCGAGGCAAAGGUUAUCGAGACCGUAGUCGAGAAGGUUGAGGCCAAGCCAGAUGACAAGCCAGAACAAGACGAACAGCCAGAGCCAUCGGAGCCUGUGUCUGAGGUUGUUGAAAAGGAACUGACCGAAGAUACCGAGCUGGUCGAGGCAAAGGUUAUCGAGACCGUAGUCGAGAAGGUUAAGGCCAAGCCAGAUGACAAGCCAGAACAAGACGAACAGCCAGAGCCAUCGGAGCCUGUGUCUGAGGUUGUUGAAAAGGAACUGACCGAAGAUACCGAGCUGGUCGAGGCCAAGGUUAUCGAGACCGUAGUCGAGAAGGUUGAGGCCAAGGUUAUCGAGACCGUAGUCGAGAAGGUUGAGGCCAAGCCAGAUGACAAGCCAGAACAAGACGAACAGCCAGAGCCAUCGGAGCCUGUGUCUGAGGUUGUUGAAAAGGAACUGACCGAAGAUACCGAGCUGGUCGAGGCAAAGGUUAUCGAAACCGUAGUCGAGAAGGUUGAGGCCAAGCCAGAUGACAAGCCAGAACAAGACGAACAGCCAGAGCCAUCGGAGCCUGUGUCUGAGGUUGUUGAAAAGGAACUGACCGAAGAUACCGAGCUGGUCGAGGCAAAGGUUAUCGAGACCGUAGUCGAGAAGGUUGAGGCCAAGGUUAUCGAGACCGUAGUCGAGAAGGUUGAGGCCAAGGUUACCGAGACCGUAGUCGAGAAGAUUGAGGCUAAGCCAGAUGACAAGCCAGAACAAGACGAACAGCCAGAGCCAUCGGAGCCUGUGUCUGAGGUUGUUGAAAAGGAACUGACCGAAGAUACCGAGCUGGUCGAGGCAAAGGUUAUCGAGACCGUAGUCGAGAAGGUUGAGGUCAAGCCAGAUGACAAGCCAGAACAAGACGAACAGCCAGAGCCAUCGGAGCCUGUGUCUGAGGUUGUUGAAAAGGAACUGACCGAAGAUACCGAGCUGGUCGAGGUCAAGGUUAUCGAGACCGUAGUCGAGCUGGUUGAGGCAAAGCCAGAUGACAAGCCAGAACAAGACGAACAGCCAGAGCCAUCGAAGCCUGUGUCUGAGGUAGUUGAAAAGGAACUGACCGAAGAUACCGAGCUGGUCGAGGCCAAGGUUAUCGAGACCGUAGUCGAGAAGGUUGAGGCCAAGGUUAUCGAGACCGUAGUCGAGAAGGUUGAGGCCAAGCCAGAUGACAAGCCAGAACAAGACGAACAGUCAGAGCCAUCGGAGCCUGUGUCUGAGGUUGUUGAAAAGGAACUGACCGAAGAUACCGAGCUGGUCGAGGCAAAGGUUAUCGAGACCAUAGUCGAGAAGGUUGAGGUCAAGCCAGAUGACAAGCCAGAACAAGACGAACAGCCAGAGCCAUCGGAGCCUGUGUCUGAGGUUGUUGAAAAGGAACUGACCGAAGAUACCGAGCUGGUCGAGGCAAAGGUUUUCGAGACCGUAGUCGAGAAGGUUGAGGCCAAGGUUAUCGAGACCGUAGUCGAGAAGGUUGAGGCCAAGCCAGAUGACAAGCCAGAACAAGACGAACAGCCAGAGCCAUCGGAGCCUGUGUCUGAGGUUGUUGAAAAGGAACUGACCGAAGAUACCGAGCUGGUCGAGGCCAAGGUUACCGAGACCGUAGUCGAGAAGGUUGAGGCCAAGCCAGAUGACAAGCCAGAACAAGACGAACAGCCAGAGCCAUCGGAGCCUGUGUCUGAGGUUGUUGAAAAGGAACUGACCGAAGAUACCGAGCUGGUCAAGGCAAAGGUUAUCGAGACCUUAGUCGAGAAGGUUGAGGCCAAGCCAGAUGACAAGCCAGAACAAGACGAACAGCUAGAGCUAUCGGAGCCUGUGUCUGAGGUUGUUGAAAAGGAACUGACCGAAGAUACCGAGCUGGUCGAGGCAAAGGUUAUCGAGACCGUAGUCGAGAAGGUUGAGGCCAAGGUUAUCGAGACUGUAGUCGAGAAGGUUGAGGCCAAGCCAGAUGACAAGCCAGAACAAGACGAACAGCCAGAGCCAUCGGAGCCUGUGUCUGAGGUUGUUGAAAAGGAACUGACCGAAGAUACCGAGCUGGUCGAGGCAAAGGUUAUCGAGACCGUAGUCAAGAAGGUUGAGGCCAAGCCAGAUGACAAGCCAGAACAAGACGAACAGCCAGAGCCAUCGGAGCCUGUGUCUGAGGUUGAUGAAAAGGAACUGACCGAAGAUACCGAGCUGGUCGAGGCAAAGGUUAUCGAGACCGUAGUCGAGAAGGUUGAGGCCAAGCCAGAUGACAAGCCAGAACAAGACGAACAGCCAGAGCCAUCGGAGCCUGUGUCUGAGGUUGUUGAAAAGGAACUGACCGAAGAUACCGAGCUGGUCGAGGCAAAGGUUAUCGAGACCGUAGUCGAGAAGGUUGAGGCCAAGGUUAUCGAGACCGUAGUCGAGAAGGUUGAGGCCAAGCCAGAUGACAAGCCAGAACAAGACGAACAGCCAGAGCCAUCGGAGCCUGUGUCUGAGGUUGUUGAAAAGGAACUGACCGAAGAUACCGAGCUGGUCGAGGCAAAGGUUAUCGAGACCGUAGUCGAGAAGGUUGAGGCCAAGCCAGAUGACAAGCCAGAACAAGACGAACAGCCAGAGCCAUCGGAGCCUGUGUCUGAGGUUGUUGAAAAGGAACUGACCGAAGAUACCGAGCUGGUCGAGGCAAAGGUUAUCGAGACCGUAGUCGAGAAGGUUGAGGCCAAGGUUAUCGAGACCGUAGUCGAGAAGGUUGAGGCCAAGCCAGAUGACAAGCCAGAACAAGACGAACAGCCAGAGCCAUCGGAGCCUGUGUCUGAGGUUGAUGAAAAGGAACUGACCGAAGAUACCGAGCUGGUCGAGGCAAAGGUUAUCGAGACCGUAGUCGAGAAGGUUGAGGCCAAGAUUAUCGAGACCGUAGUCGAGAAGGUUGAGGCCAAGCCAGAUGACAAGCCAGAACAAGACGAACAGUCUGAGCCAUCGGAGCCUGUGUCUGAGGUUGAUGAAAAGGAACUGACCGAAGAUACCGAGCUGGUCGAGGCAAAGGUUAUCGAGACCGUAGUCAAGCUGGUUGAGGCCAAGUCAGAUGACAAGCCAGAACAAGACGAACAGCCAGAGCCAUCGGAGCGUGUGUCUGAGGUUGUUGAAAAGGAACUGACCGAAGAUACCGAGCUGGUCGAGGCAAAGGUUAUCGAGACCGUAGUCGAGAAGGUUGAGGCCAAGCCAGAUGACAAGCCAGAACAAGAUGAACAGCCAGAGUCAUCGGAGCCUGUGUCUGAGGUUGUUGAAAAGGAACUGACCGAAGAUACCGAGCUGGUCGAGGCAAAGGUUAUCGAGACCGUAGUCGAGAAGGUUGAGGCCAAGGUUAUCGAGACUGUAGUCGAGAAGGUUGAGGCCAAGCCAGAUGACAAGCCAGAACAAGACGAACAGCCAGAGCCAUCGGAGCCUGUGUCUGAGGUUGUUGAAAAGGAACUGACCGAAGAUACCGAGCUGGUCGAGGCAAAGGUUAUCGAGACCGUAGUCGAGAAGGUUGAGGCCAAGGUUAUCGAGACCGUAGUCGAGAAGGUUGAGGCCAAGCCAGAUGACAAGCCAGAACAAGACGAACAGCCAGAGCCAUCGGAGCCUGUGUCUGAGGUUGUUGAAAAGGAACUGACCGAAGAUACCGAGCUGGUCGAGGCAAAGGUUAUCGAGACCGUAGUCGAGAAGGUUGAGGCCAAGCCAGAUGACAAGCCAGAACAAGACGAACAGCCAGAGCCAUCGGAGCCUGUGUCUGAGGUUGUUGAAAAGGAACUGACCGAAGAUACCGAGCUGGUCGAGGCAAAGGUUAUCGAGACCGUAGUCGAGAAGGUUGAGGCCAAGGUUAUCGAGACCGUAGUCGAGAAGGUUGAGGCCAAGCCAGAUGACAAGCCAGAACAAGACGAACAGCCAGAGCCAUCGGAGCCUGUGUCUGAGGUUGAUGAAAAGGAACUGACCGAAGAUACCGAGCUGGUCGAGGCAAAGGUUAUCGAGACCGUAGUCGAGAAGGUUGAGGCCAAGGUUAUCGAGACCGUAGUCGAGAAGGUUGAGGCCAAGCCAGAUGACAAGCCAGAACAAGACGAACAGCCAGAGCCAUCGGAGCCUGUGUCUGAGGUUGUUGAAAAGGAACUGACCGAAGAUACCGAGCUGGUCGAGGCAAAGGUUAUCGAGACCGUAGUCCAGAAGGUUGAGGCCAAGGUUAUCGAGACCGUAGUCGAGAAGGUUGAGGCCAAGUCAGAUGACAAGCCAGAACAAGACGAACAGCCAGAGCCAUCGGAGCCUGUGUCUGAGGUAGUUGAAAAGGAACUGACCGAAGAUACCGAGCUUGUCGAGGCCAAGGUUAUCGAGACCGUAGUCGAGAAGGUUGAGCCCAAGGUUAUCGAGACCGUAGUCGAGAAGGUUGAGGCCAAGCCAGAUGACAAGCCAGAACAAGACGAACAGCCAGAGCCAUCGGAGCCUGUGUCUGAGGUUGAUGAAAAGGAACUGACCGAAGAUACCGAGCUGGUCGAGGCAAAGGUUAUCGAGACCGUAGUCGAGAAGGUUGAGGCCAAGGUUAUCGAGACCGUAGUCGAGAAGGUUGAGGCCAAGCCAGAUGACAAGCCAGAACAAGACGAACACCCAGAGCCAUCGGAGCCUGUGUCUGAGGUUGUUGAAAAGGAACUGACCGAAGAUACCGAGCUGGUCGAGGCCAAGGUUAUCGAGACCAUAGUCGAGAAGGUUGAGGUCAAGCCAGAUGACAAGCCAGAACAUGACGAACAGCCAGAGCCAUCGGAGCCUGUGUCUGAGGUUGUUGAAAAGGAACUGACCGAAGAUACCGAGCUGGUCGAGGCCAAGGUUAUCGAGACCGUAGUCGAGAAGGUUGAGGCCAAGCCAGAUGACAAGCCAGAACAAGACGAACAGCCAGAGCCAUCGGAGCCUGUGUCUGAGGUUGUUGAAAAGAAACUGACCGAAGAUACCAAGCUGGUCGAGGCAAAGGUUUUCGAGACCGUAGUCGAGAAGGUUGAGGCCAAGGUUAUCGAGACCGUAGUCGAGAAGGUUGAGGCCAAGCCAGAUGACAAGCCAGAACAAGACGAACACCCAGAGCCAUCGGAGCCUGUGUCUGAGGUUGUUGAAAAGGAACUGACCGAAGAUACCGAGCUGGUCGAGUCCAAGGUUAUCGAGACCGUAGUCGAGAAGGUUGAGGCCAAGCCAGAUGACAAGCCAGAACAAGACGAACAGUCAGAGCCAUCGGAGCCUGUGUCUGAGGUUGUUGAAAAGGAACUGACCGAAGAUACCGAGCUGGUCGAGGCAAAGGUUAUCGAGACCGUAGUCGAGAAGGUUGAGGCCAAGGUUAUCGAGACCGCAGUCGAGAAGGUUGAGGCCAAGCCAGAUGACAAGCCAGAACAAGACGAACAGUCAGAGCCAUCGGAGCCUGUGUCUGAGGUUGUUGAAAAGGAACUGACCGAAGAUACCGAGCUGGUCGAGUCCAAGGUUAUCGAGACCGUAGUCGAGAAGGUUGAGGCCAAGCCAGAUGACAAGCCAGAACAAGACGAACAGCCAGAGCCAUUGGAGCCUGUGUCUGAGGUUGUUGAAAAGAAACUGACCGAAGAUACCGAGCUGGUCGAGGCAAAGGUUUUCGAGACCGUAGUCGAGAAGGUUGAGGCAAAGGUUAUCGAGACCGUAGUCGAGAAGGUUGAGCCCAAGCCAGAACAAGACGAACAGCCAGAGCCAUCGGAGCCUGUGUCUGAGGUUGUUGAAAAGGAACUGACCGAAGAUACCGAGCUGGUCGAGGCAAAGGUUAUCGAGACCGUAGUCGAGAAGGUUGAGGCCAAGCCAGAUGACAAGCCAGAACAAGACGAACACCCAGAGCCAUCGGAGCCUGUGUCUGAGGUUGUUGAAAAGGAACUGACCGAAGAUACCGAGCUGGUCGAGGCAAAGGUUAUCGAGACCGUAGUCGAGAAGGUUGAGGCCAAGGUUAUCGAGACCGUAGUCGAGAAGGUUGAGGCCAAGCCAGAUGACAAGCCAGAACAAGACGAACACCCAGAGCCAUCGGAGCCUUUGUCUGAGGUUGUUGAAAAGGAACUGACCGAAGAUACCGAGCUGGUCGAGGCAAAGGUUAUCGAGACCGUAGUCGAGAAGGUUGAGGCCAAGCCAGAUGACAUGCCAGAACAAGACGAACAGCCAGAGCCAUCGGAGCCUGUGUCUGAGGUUGUUGAAAAGGAACUGACCGAAGAUACCGAGCUGGUCGAGGCAAAGGUUAUCGAGACCGUAGUCGAGAAGGUUGAGGCCAAGCCAGAUGACAAGCCAGAACAAGACGAACAGCUAGAGCUAUCGGAGCCUGUGUCUGAGGUUGUUGAAAAGGAACUGACCGAAGAUACCGAGCUGGUCGAGGCAAAGGUUAUCGAGACCGUAGUCGAGAAGGUUGAGGCCAAGCCAGAUGACAAGCCAGAACAAGACGAACAGCCAGAGCCAUCGGAGCCUGUGUCUGAGGUUGUUGAAAAGGAACUGACCGAAGAUACCGAGCUGGUCGAAGCCAAGGUUAUCGAGACCACAGUCGAGAAGGUUGAGGCCAAGCCAGAUGACAAGCCAGAACAAGACGAACAGCCAGAGCCAUCGGAGCCUGUGUCUGAGGCUGUUGAAAAGGAACUGACCGAAGAUACCGAGCUGGUCGAGGCAAAGGUUAUCGAGACCAUAGUCGAGAAGGUUGAGGCCAAGCCAGAUGACAAGCCAGAACAAGACGAACACCCAGAGCCAUCGGAGCCUGUGUCUGAGGUUGUUGAAAAGGAAGUGACCGAAGAUACCGAGCUGAUCGAGGCAAAGGUUAUCGAGACCGUAGUCGAGAAGGUUGAGGCCAAGCCAGAUGACAAGCCAGAACAAGACGAACACCCAGAGCCAUCGGAGCCUGUGUCUGAGGUUGUUGAAAAGGAACUGACCGAAGAUACCGAGCUGGUCGAGGCAAAGGUUAUCGAGACCGUAGUCGAGAAGGUUGAGGCCAAGCCAGAUGACAAGCCAGAACAAGACGAACAGCCAGAGCCAUCGGAGCCUGUGUCUGAGGUUGUUGAAAAAGAACUGACCGAAGAUACCGAGCUUGUAGAAGCAAAGGUUAUCGAGACCGUAGUCGAGAAGGUUGAGGCCAAGCCAGAUGACAAGCCAGAACAAGACAAACAGCCAGAGCCAUCGGAGCCUGUGUCUGAGGUAGUUGAAAAGGAACUGACCGAAGAUACCGAGCUGAUCGAGGCAAAGGUUAUCGAGACCGUAGUCGAGAAGGUUGAGGCCAAGCCAGAUGACAAGCCAGAACAAGACGAACAGCCAGAGCCAUCGGAGCCUGUGUCUGAGGUAGUUGAAAAGGAACUGACCGAAGAUACCGAGCUGGUCGAGGCAAAGGUUAUCGAGACCGUAGUCGAGAAGGUUGAGCCCAAGGUUAUCGAGAGCGUAGUCGAGAAGGUUGAGGCCAAGCCAGAUGACAAGCCAGAACAAGACGAACAGCCAGAGCCAUCGGAGUCUGUGUCUGAGGUUGUUGAAAAGGAACUGACCGAAGAUACCGAGCUGGUCGAGGCAAAGGUUAUCGAGACCGUAGUCGAGAAGGUUGAGGCCAAGCCAGAUGACAAGCCAGAACAAGACGAACAGCCAGAGCCAUCGGAGCCUGUGUCUGAGGUAGUUGAAAAGGAACUGACCGAAGAUACCGAGCUGGUCGAGGCAAAGGUUAUCGAGACUGUAGUCGAGAAGGUUGAGGCCAAGGUUAUCGAGACCGUAGUCGAGAAGGUUGAGGCCAAGCCAGAUGACAAGCCAGAACAAGACGAACAGCCAGAGCCAUCGGAGCCUGUGUCUGAGGUUGUUGAAAAGGAACUGACCGAAGAUACCGAGCUGGUCGAGGCAAAGGUUAUCGAGACCGUAGUCGAGAAGGUUGAGGCAAAGGUUAUCGAGACCGUAGUCGAGAAGAUUGAGGCUAAGCCAGAUGACAAGCCAGAACAAGACGAACAGCCAGAGCCAUCGGAGCCUGUGUCUGAGGUUGAUGAAAAGGAACUGACCGAAGAUACCGAGCUGGUCGAGGCAAAGGUUAUCGAGACCGUAGUCGAGAAGGUUGAGGCCAAGCCAGAUGACAAGCCAGAACAAGACGAACAGCCAGAGCCAUCGGAGCCUGUGUCUGAGGUUGUUGAUAAGGAACUGACUGAAGAUACCGAGCUGGUCGAGGCAAAGGUUAUCGAGACCGUAGUCGAGAAGGUUGAGGCCAAGCCAGAUGACAAGCCAGAACAUGACGAACAGCCAGAGCCAUCGGAGCCUGUGUCUGAGGUUGAUGAAAAGGAACUGACCGAAGAUACCGAGCUGGUCGAGGCAAAGGUUAUCGAGACCGUAGUCGAGAAGGUUGAGGCCAAGCCAGAUGACAAGCCAGAGCAAGACGAACAGCCAGAGCCAUCGGAGCCUGUGUCUGAGGUUGUUGAAAAGGAACUGACCGAAGAUACCGAGCUGGUCGAGGCAAAGGUUAUCGAGACCGUAGUCGAGAAGGUUGAGGCCAAGCCAGAUGACAAGCCAGAACAAGACGAACAGCCAGAGCCAUCGGAGCCUGUGUCUGAGGUUGUUGAAAAGGAACUGACCGAAGAUACCGAGCUGGUCGAAGCCAAGGUUAUCGAGACCGUAGUCGAGAAGGUUGAGGCCAAGCCAGAUGACAAGCCAGAACAAGACGAACAGCCAGAGCCAUCGGAGCCUGUGUCUGAGGCUGUUGAAAAGGAACUGACCGAAGAUACCGAGCUGGUCGAGGCAAAGGUUAUCGAGACCAUAGUCGAGAAGGUUGAGGCCAAGCCAGAUGACAAGCCAGAACAAGACGAACAGCCAGAGCCAUCGGAGCCUGUGUCUGAGGUUGUUGAAAAGGAAGUGACCGAAGAUACCGAGCUGAUCGAGGCAAAGGUUAUCGAGACCAUAGUCGAGAAGGUUGAGGCCAAGCCAGAUGACAAGCCAGAACAAGACGAACAGCCAGAGCCAUCGGAGCCUGUGUCUGAGGUUGUUGAAAAGGAACUGACCGAAGAUACCGAGCUGGUCGAGGCAAAGGUUAUCGAGACUGUAGUCGAGAAGGUUGAGGCCAAGCCAGAUGACAAGCCAGAACAAGACGAACAGCCAGAGCCAUCGGAGCCUGUGUCUGAGGUUGUUGAAAAGGAACUGACCGAAGAUACCGAGCUGGUCGAGGCAAAGGUUAUCGAGACCGUAGUCAAGAAGGUUGAGGCCAAGCCAGAUGACAAGCCAGAACAAGACGAACACCCAGAGCCAUCGGAGCCUGUGUCUGAGGUUGUUGAAAAAGAACUGACCGAAGAUACCGAGCUUGUAGAAGCAAAGGUUAUCGAGACCGUAGUCGAGAAGGUUGAGGCCAAGCCAGAUGACAAGCCAGAACAAGACGAACAGCCAGAGCCAUCGGAGCCUGUGUCUGAGGUUGUUGAAAAGGAACUGACCGAAGAUACCGAGCUGGUCGAGGCAAAGGUUAUCGAGACCGUAGUCGAGAAGGUUGAGGCAAAGGUUAUCGAGACCGUAGUCGAGAAGGUUGAGGCCAAGCCAGAUGACAAGCCAGAACAAGACGAACAGCCAGAGCCAUCGGAGCCUGUGUCUGAGGUUGUUGAAAAGGAACUGACCGAAGAUACCGAGCUGGUCGAGGCCAAGGUUAUCGAGACCGUAGUCGAGAAGGUUGAGGCCAAGCCAGAUGACAAGCCAGAACAAGACGAACACCCAGAGCCAUCGGAGCCUGUGUCUGAGGUUGUUGAAAAGGAACUGACCGAAGAUACCGAGCUGGUCGAGGCAAAGGUUAUCGAGACCGUAAUCGAGAAGGUUGAGGCCAAGGUUAUCGAGAUCGUAGUCGAGAAGGUUGAGGCUAAGCCAGAUGACAAGCCAGAACAAGACGAACAGCCAGAGCCAUCGGAGCCUGUGUCUGAGGUUGUUGAAAAGGAACUGACCGAAGAUACCGAGCUGGUCGAGGCCAAGGUUAUCGAGACCGUAGUCGAGAAGGUUGAGGCCAAGCCAGAUGACAAGCCAGAACAAGACGAACAGCCAGAGCCAUCGGAGCCUGUGUCUGAGGUUGUUGAAAAGGAACUGACCGAAGAUACCGAGCUGGUCGAGGCAAAGGUUAUCGAGACCGUAGUCGAGAAGGUUGAGGCCAAGGUUAUCGAGAUCGUAGUCGAGAAGGUUGAGGCCAAGCCAGAUGACAAGCCAGAACAAGACGAACAGCCAGAGCCAUCGGAGCCUGUGUCUGAGGUUGUUGAAAAGGAACUGACCGAAGAUACCGAGCUGAUCGAGGCAAAGGUUAUCGAGACCGUAGUCGAGAAGGUUGAGGCCAAGGUUAUCGAGACCGUAGUCGAGAAGGUUGAGGCCAAGCCAGAUGACAAGCCAGAACAAGACGAACAGCCAGAGCCAUCGGAGCCUGUGUCUGAGGUUGUUGAAAAGGAACUGACCGAAGAUACCGAGCUGGUCGAGGCAAAGGUUAUCGAGACCGUAGUCGAGAAGGUUGAGGCCAAGGUUAUCGAGACCGUAGUCGAGAAGGUUGAGGCCAAGCCAGAUGACAAGCCAGAACAAGACGAACAGCCAGAGCCAUCGGAGCCUGUGUCUGAGGUUGUUGAAAAGGAACUGACCGAAGAUACCGAGCUGGUCGAGGCAAAGGUUAUCGAGACCGUAGUCGAGAAGGUUGAGGCCAAGGUUAUCGAGAUCGUAGUCGAGAAGGUUGAGGCCAAGCCAGAUGACAAGCCAGAACAAGACGAACAGCCAGAGCCAUCGGAGCCUGUGUCUGAGGUUGUUGAAAAGGAACUGACCGAAGAUACCGAGCUGGUCGAGGCAAAGGUUAUCGAGACCGUAGUCGAGAAGGUUGAGGCCAAGGUUAUCGAGACCGUAGUCGAGAAGGUUGAGGCCAAACCAGAUGACAAGCCAGAACAAGACGAACAGCCAGAGCCAUCGGAGCCUGUGUCUGAGGUAGUUGAAAAGGAACUGACCGAAGAUACCGAGCUGGUCAAGGCAAAGGUUAUCGAGACUGUAGUCGAGAAGGUUGAGGCCAAGGUUAUCGAGACCGUAGUCGAGAAGGUUGAGGCCAAGCCAGAUGACAAGCCAGAACAAGACGAACAGCCAGAGCCAUCGGAGCCUGUGUCUGAGGUUGUUGAAAAGGAACUGACCGAAGAUACCGAGCUGGUCGAGGCAAAGGUUAUCGAGACCGUAGUCGAGAAGGUUGAGGUCAAGCCAGAUGACAAGCCAGAACAAGACGAACAGCCAGAGCCAUCGGAGCCUGUGUCUGAGGUUGUUGAAAAGGAACUGACCGAAGAUACCGAGCUGGUCGAAGCAAAGGUUAUCGAGACCGUAGUCGAGAAGGUUGAGGCAAAGGUUAUCGAGACCGUAGUCGAGAAGGUUGAGGCCAAGCCAGAGGACAAGCCAGAACAAGACGAACAGCCAGAGCCAUCGGAGCCUGUGUCUGAGGCUGUUGAAAAGGAACUGACCGAAGAUACCGAGCUGGUCGAGGCAAAGGUUAUCGAGACCGUAGUCGAGAAGGUUGAGGCAAAGGUUAUCGAGACCGUAGUCGAAAAGGUUGAGGCCAAGCCAGAUGACAAGCCAGAACAAGACGAACAGCCAGAGCCAUCGGAGCCUGUGUCUGAGGUUGUUGAAAAGGAACUGACCGAAGAUACCGAGCUGAUCGAGGCAAAGGUUAUCGAGACCGUAGUCGAGAAGGUUGAGGCUAAGCCAGAUGACAAGCCAGAACAAGACGAACAGCCAGAGCCAUCGGAGCCUGUGUCUGAGGUUGUUGAAAAGGAACUGACCGAAGAUACCGAGCUGGUCGAGGCAAAGGUUAUCGAGACCGUAGUCGAGAAGGUUGAGGCCAAGGUUAUCGAGAUCGUAGUCGAGAAGGUUGAGGCCAAGCCAGAUGACAAGCCAGAACAAGACGAACAGCCAGAGCCAUCGGAGCCUGUGUCUGAGGUUGUUGAAAAGGAACUGACCGAAGAUACCGAGCUGGUCGAGGCAAAGGUUAUCGAGACCGUAGUCGAGAAGGUUGAGGCCAAGCCAGAUGACAAGCCAGAACAAGACGAACAGCCAGAGCCAUCGGAGCCUGUGUCUGAGGUUGUUGAAAAGGAACUGACCGAAGAUACCGAGCUGGUCGAGGCCAAGGGUAUCGAGACCGUAGUCAAGAAGGUUGAGGCCAAGGUUAUCGAGACCGUAGUCGAGAAGGUUGAGGCCAAGUCAGAUGACAAGCCAGAACAAGACGAACAGCCAGAGCCAUCGGAGCCUGUGUCUGAGGUUGUUGAAAAGGAACUGACCGAAGAUACCGAGCUGAUCGAGGCAAAGGUUAUCGAGACCGUAGUCGAGAAGGUUGAGGCCAAGGUUAUCGAGACCGUAGUCGAGAAGGUUGAGGCCAAGCCAGAUGACAAGCCAGAACAAGACGAACAGCCAGAGCCAUCGGAGCCUGUGUCUGAGGUUGUUGAAAAGGAACUGACCGAAGAUACCGAGCUGGUCGAGGCAAAGGUUAUCGAGACCGUAGUCGAGAAGGUUGAGGUCAAGCCAGAUGACAAGCCAGAACAAGACGAACAGCCAGAGCCAUCGGAGCCUGUGUCUGAGGUAGUUGAAAAGGAACUGACCGAAGAUACCGAGUUGGUCGAGGCAAAGGUUAUCGAGACCGUAGUCGAGAAGGUUGAGGACAAGGUUAUCGAGAGCGUAGUAGAGAAGGUUGAGGCCAAGCCAGAUGACAAGCCAGAACAAGACGAACAGCCAGAGCCAUCGGAGUCUGUGUCUGAGGUUGUUGAAAAGGAACUGACCGAAGAUACCGAGCUGGUCGAGGCAAAGGUUAUCGAGACCGUAGUCGAGAAGGUUGAGGCCAAGCCAGAUGACAAGCCAGAACAAGACGAACAGCCAGAGCCAUCGGAGCCUGUGUCUGAGGUAGUUGAAAAGGAACUGACCGAAGAUACCGAGCUGGUCGAGGCAAAGGUUAUCGAGACUGUAGUCGAGAAGGUUGAGGCCAAGGUUAUCGAGACCGUAGUCGAGAAGGUUGAGGCCAAGCCAGAUGACAAGCCAGAACAAGACGAACAGCCAGAGCCAUCGGAGCCUGUGUCUGAGGUUGUUGAAAAGGAACUGACCGAAGAUACCGAGCUGGUCGAGGCAAAGGUUAUCGAGACCGUAGUCGAGAAGGUUGAGGCAAAGGUUAUCGAGACCGUAGUCGAGAAGGUUGAGGCUAAGCCAGAUGACAAGCCAGAACAAGACGAACAGCCAGAGCCAUCGGAGCCUGUGUCUGAGGUUGAUGAAAAGGAACUGACCGAAGAUACCGAGCUGGUCGAGGCAAAGGUUAUCGAGACCGUAGUCGAGAAGGUUGAGGCCAAGCCAGAUGACAAGCCAGAACAAGACGAACAGCCAGAGCCAUCGGAGCCUGUGUCUGAGGUUGUUGAUAAGGAACUGACUGAAGAUACCGAGCUGGUCGAGGCAAAGGUUAUCGAGACCGUAGUCGAGAAGGUUGAGGCAAAGGUUAUCGAGACCGUAGUCGAGAAGGUUGAGGCCAAGCCAGAUGACAAGCCAGAACAAGACGAACAGCCAGAGCCAUCGGAGCCUGUGUCUGAGGUUGUUGAAAAGGAACUGACCGAAGAUACCGAGCUGGUCGAGGCAAAGGUUAUCGAGACCGUAGUCGAAAAGGUUGAGGCCAAACCAGAAGACAAGCCAGAACAAGACGAACAGCCAGAGCCAACGGAGCCUGUGUCUGAGGUUGUUGAAAAGGAACUGACCGAAGAUACCGAGCUGGUCGAGGCAAAGGUUAUCGAGACCGUAGUCGAGAAGGUUGAGGCCAAGCCAGAAGACAAGCCAGAACAAGACGAACAGCCAGAGCCAUCGGAGCCUGUGUAUGAGGUUGUUGAAAAGGAACUGACCGAAGAUACCGAGCUGGUCGAGGCAAAGGUUAUCGAGACCGUAGUCGAGAAGGUUGAGGCCAAGGUUAUCGAGACCGUAGUCGAGAAGGUUGAGGCCAAGCCAGAUGACAAGCCAGAACAAGACGAACAGCCAGAGCCAUCGGAGCCUGUGUCUGAGGUUGUUGAAAAGGAACUGACCGAAGAUACCGAGCUGGUCGAGGCAAAGGUUAUCGAGACCGUAGUCGAGAAUGUUGAGGCCAAGCCAGAUGACAAGCCAGAACAAGACGAACAGCCAGAGCCAUCGGAGCCUGUGUCUGGGGUUGUUGAAAAGGAACUGACCGAAGAUACCGAGCUGGUCGAGGCAAAGGUUAUCGAGACCGUAGUCGAGAAGGUUGAGGCCAAGGUUAUCGAGACCGUAGUAGAGAAGGUUGAGGCUAAGCCAGAUGACAAGCCAGAACAAGACGAACAGCCAGAGCCAUCGGAGCCUGUGUCUGAGGUUGUUGAAAAGGAACUGACCGAAGAUACCGAGCUGAUCGAGGCAAAGGUUAUCGAGACCGUAGUCGAGAAGGUUGAGGCCAAGGUUAUCGAGACCGUAGUCGAGAAGGUUGAGGCCAAGCCAGAUGACAAGCCAGAACAAGACGAACAGCCAGAGCCAUCGGAGCCUGUGUCUGAGGUUGUUGAAAAGGAACUGACCGAAGAUACCGAGCUGGUCGAGGCAAAGGUUAUCGAGACCGUAGUCGAGAAGGUUGAGGCCAAGCCAGAUGACAAGCCAGAACAAGACGAACAGCCAGAGCCAUCGGAGCCUGUGUCUGAGGUUGUUGAAAAGGAACUGACCGAAGAUACCGAGCUGGUCGAGGCAAAGGUUAUCGAGACUGUAGUCGAGAAGGUUGAGGCCAAGGUUAUCGAGACCGUAGUCGAGAAGGUUGAGGCCAAGCCAGAUGACAAGCCAGAACAAGACGAACAGCCAGAGCCAUCGGAGUCUGUGUCUGAGGUUGUUGAAAAGGAACUGACCGAAGAUACCGAGCUGGUCGAGGCAAAGGUUAUCGAGACCGUAGUCGAGAAGGUUGAGGCCAAGCCAGAUGACAAGCCAGAACAAGACGAACAGCCAGAGCCAUCGGAGCCUGUGUCUGAGGUAGUUGAAAAGGAACUGACCGAAGAUACCGAGCUGGUCGAGGCAAAGGUUAUCGAGACUGAUGUCGAGAAGGUUGAGGCCAAGGUUAUCGAGACCGUAGUCGAGAAGGUUGAGGCCAAGCCAGAUGACAAGCCAGAACAAGACGAACAGCCAGAGCCAUCGGAGCCUGUGUCUGAGGUUGUUGAAAAGGAACUGACCGAAGAUACCGAGCUGGUCGAGGCAAAGGUUAUCGAGACCGUAGUCGAGAAGGUUGAGGCAAAGGUUAUCGAGACCGUAGUCGAGAAGAUUGAGGCUAAGCCAGAUGACAAGCCAGAACAAGACGAACAGCCAGAGCCAUCGGAGCCUGUGUCUGAGGUUGAUGAAAAGGAACUGACCGAAGAUACCGAGCUGGUCGAGGCAAAGGUUAUCGAGACCGUAGUCGAGAAGGUUGAGGCCAAGCCAGAUGACAAGCCAGAGCAAGACGAACAGCCAGAGCCAUCGGAGCCUGUGUCUGAGGUUGUUGAAAAGGAACUGAUUGAAGAUACCGAGCUGGUCGAGGCAAAGGUUAUCGAGACCGUAGUCGAGAAGGUUGAGGCCAAGGUUAUCGAGACCGUAGUCGAGAAGGUUGUGGCCAAGCCAGAUGACAAGCCAGAACAAGACGAACAGCCAGAGCCAUCGGAGCCUGUGUCUGAGGUUGUUGAAAAGGAACUGACCGAAGAUACCGAGCUGGUCGAGGCAAAGGUUAUCGAGACCGUAGUCGAAAAGGUUGAAGCCAAACCAGAAGACAAGCCAGAACAAGACGAACAGCCAGAGCCAUCGGAGCCUGUGUCUGAGGUUGUUGAAAAGGAACUGACCGAAGAUACCGAGCUGGUCGAGGCCAAGGUUAUCGAGACCGUAGUCGAGAAGGUUGAGGCCAAGCCAGAUGACAAGCCAGAACAAGACGAACAGCCAGAGCCAUCGGAGCCUGUGUCUGAGGUAGUUGAAAAGGAACUGACCGAAGAUACCGAGCUGGUCGAGGCAAAGGUUAUCGAGACCGUAGUCGAGAAGGUUGAUGCCAAGGUUAUCGAGACCGUAGUAGAGAAGGUUGAGGCUAAGCCAGAUGACAAGCCAGAACAAGACGAACAGCCAGAGCCAUCGGAGCCUGUGUCUGAGGUUGUUGAAAAGGAACUGACCGAAGAUACCGAGCUGGUCGAGGCAAAGGUUAUCGAGACUGUAGUCGAGAAGGUUGAGGCCAAGGUUAUCGAGACCGUAGUCGAGAAGGUUGAGGCCAAGCCAGAUGACAAGCCAGAACAUGACGAACAGCCAGAGCCAUCGGAGCCUGUGUCUGAGGUAGUUGAAAAGGAACUGACCGAAGAUACCGAGCUGGUCGAGGCAAAGGUUAUCGAGACUGUAGUCGAGAAGGUUGAGGCCAAGGUUAUCGAGACCGUAGUCGAGAAGGUUGAGGCCAAGCCAGAUGACAAGCCAGAACAAGACGAACAGCCAGAGCCAUCGGAGCCUGUGUCUGAGGUUGUUGAAAAGGAACUGACCGAAGAUACCGAGCUGGUCGAGGCAAAGGUUAUCGAGACCGUAGUCGAGAAGGUUGAGGCCAAGCCAGAUGACAAGCCAGAACAAGACGAACAGCCAGAGCCAUCGGAGCCUGUGUCUGAGGUUGUUGAAAAGGAACUGACCGAAGAUACCGAGCUGGUCGAGGCAAAGGUUAUCGAGACCGUAGUCGAGAAGGUUGAGGCCAAGCCAGAUGACAAGCCAGAACAAGACGAACAGCCAGAGCCAUCGGAGCCUGUGUCUGAGGUUGUUGAAAAGGAACUGACCGAAGAUACCGAGCUGGUCGAGGCAAAGGUUAUCGAGACCGUAGUCGAGAAGGUUGAGGCCAAGCCAGAUGACAAGCCAGAACAAGACGAACAGCCAGAGCCAUCGGAGCCUGUGUCUGAGGUUGUUGAAAAGGAACUGACCGAAGAUACCGAGCUGGUCGAGGCAAAGGUUAUCGAGACCGUAGUCGAGAAGGUUGAGGCCAAGCCAGAUGACAAGCCAGAACAAGACGAACAGCCAGAGCCAUCGGAGCCUGUGUCUGAGGUUGUUGAAAAGGAACUGACCGAAGAUACCGAGCUGGUCGAGGCAAAGGUUAUCGAGACCGUAGUCGAGAAGGUUGAGGCAAAGGUUAUCGAGACCGUAGUCGAGAAGAUUGAGGCUAAGCCAGAUGACAAGCCAGAACAAGACGAACAGCCAGAGCCAUCGGAGCCUGUGUCUGAGGUUGAUGAAAAGGAACUGACCGAAGAUACCGAGCUGGUCGAGGCAAAGGUUAUCGAGACCGUAGUCGAGAAGGUUGAGGCCAAGCCAGAUGACAAGCCAGAACAAGACGAACAGCCAGAGCCAUCGGAGCCUGUGUCUGAGGUUGUUGAAAAGGAACUGACUGAAGAUACCGAGCUGGUCGAGGCAAAGGUUAUCGAGACCGUAGUCGAGAAGGUUGAGGCAAAGGUUAUCGAGACCGUAGUCGAGAAGGUUGUGGCCAAGCCAGAUGACAAGCCAGAACAUGACGAACAGCCAGAGCCAUCGGAGCCUGUGUCUGAGGUUGUUGAAAAGGAACUGACCGAAGAUACCGAGCUGGUCGAGGCAAAGGUUAUCGAGACCGUAGUCGAGAAGGUUGAGGCCAAGCCAGAUGACAAGCCAGAACAAGACGAACAGCCAGAGCCAUCGGAGCCUGUGUCUGAGGUUGUUGAAAAGGAACUGACCGAAGAUACCGAGCUGGUCGAGGCAAAGGUUAUCGAGACCGUAGUCGAGAAGGUUGAGGCCAAGCCAGAUGACAAGCCAGAACAAGACGAACAGCCAGAGCCAUCGGAGCCUGUGUCUGAGGUUGUUGAAAAGGAACUGACCGAAGAUACCGAGCUGAUCGAGGCAAAGGUUAUCGAGACCGUAGUCGAGAAGGUUGAGGCCAAGGUUAUCGAGACCGUAGUCGAGAAGGUUGAGGCCAAGCCAGAUGACAAGCCAGAACAAGACGAACAGCCAGAGCCAUCGGAGCCUGUGUCUGAGGUUGUUGAAAAGGAACUGACCGAAGAUACCGAGCUGAUCGAGGCAAAGGUUAUCGAGACCGUAGUCGAGAAGGUUGAGGCCAAGGUUAUCGAGACCGUAGUCGAGAAGGUUGAGGCCAAGCCAGAUGACAAGCCAGAACAAGACGAACAGCCAGAGCCAUCGGAGCCUGUGUCUGAGGUUGUUGAAAAGGAACUGACCGAAGAUACCGAGCUGGUCGAGGCAAAGGUUAUCGAGACCGUAGUCGAGAAGGUUGAGGCCAAGCCAGAUGACAAGCCAGAACAAGACGAACAGCCAGAGCCAUCGGAGCCUGUGUCUGAGGUUGUUGAAAAGGAACUGACCGAAGAUACCGAGCUGGUCGAGGCCAAGGUUAUCGAGACCGUAGUCGAGAAGGUUGAGGCCAAGCCAGAUGACAAGCCAGAACAAGACGAACAGCCAGAGCCAUCGGAGCCUGUGUCUGAGGUAGUUGAAAAGGAACUGACCGAAGAUACCGAGCUGGUCGAGGCAAAGGUUAUCGAGACCGUAGUCGAGAAGGUUGAGGCCAAGGUUAUCGAGACCGUAGUAGAGAAGGUUGAGGCUAAGCCAGAUGACAAGCCAGAACAAGACGAACAGCCAGAGCCAUCGGAGCCUGUGUCUGAGGUUGUUGAAAAGGAACUGACCGAAGAUACCGAGCUGGUCGAGGCAAAGGUUAUCGAGACUGUAGUCGAGAAGGUUGAGGCCAAGGUUAUCGAGACCGUAGUCGAGAAGGUUGAGGCCAAGCCAGAUGACAAGCCAGAACAAGACGAACAGCCAGAGCCAUCGGAGCAUGUGUCUGAGGUUGUUGAAAAGGAACUGACCGAAGAUACCGAGCUGGUCGAGGCAAAGGUUAUCGAGACCGUAGUCGAGAAGGUUGAGGCCAAGCCAGAUGACAAGCCAGAACAAGACGAACAGCCAGAGCCAUCGGAGCCUGUGUCUGAGGUUGUUGAAAAGGAACUGACCGAAGAUACCGAGCUGGUCGAGGCAAAGGUUAUCGAGACCGUAGUCGAGAAGGUUGAGGCCAAGCCAGAUGACAAGCCAGAACAAGACGAACAGCCAGAGCCAUCGGAGCCUGUGUCUGAGGUUGUUGAAAAGGAACUGACCGAAGAUACCGAGCUGGUCGAGGCAAAGGUUAUCGAGACCGUAGUCGAGAAGGUUGAGGCCAAGGUUAUCGAGACCGUAGUAGAGAAGGUUGAGGCUAAGCCAGUUGACAAGCCAGAACAAGACGAACAGCCAGAGCCAUCGGAGCCUGUGUCUGAGGUUGUUGAAAAGGAACUGACCGAAGAUACCGAGCUGGUCGAGGCAAAGGUUAUCGAGACUGUAGUCGAGAAGGUUGAGGCCAAGGUUAUCGAGACCGUAGUCGAGAAGGUUGAGGCCAAGCCAGAUGACAAGCCAGAACAUGACGAACACCCAGAGCCAUCGGAGCCUGUGUCUGAGGUUGUUGAAAAGGAACUGACCGAAGAUACCGAGCUGGUCGAGGCAAAGGUUAUCGAGACCGUAGUCGAGAAGGUUGAGGCCAAGGUUAUCGAGACCGUAGUCGAGAAGGUUGAGGCCAAGCCAGAUGACAAGCCAGAACAAGACGAACAGCCAGAGCCAUCGGAGCCUGUGUCUGAGGUUGUUGAAAAGGAACUGACCGAAGAUACCGAGCUGGUCGAGGCAAAGGUUAUCGAGACCGUAGUCGAGAAGGUUGAGGCCAAGCCAGAUGACAAGCCAGAGCAAGACGAACAGCCAGAGCCAUCGGAGCCUGUGUCUGAGGUUGUUGAAAAGGAACUGACCGAAGAUACCGAGCUGGUCGAGGCAAAGGUUAUCGAGACCGUAGUCGAGAAGGUUGAGGCCAAGCCAGAUGACAAGCCAGAACAAGACGAACAGCCAGAGCCAUCGGAGCCUGUGUCUGAGGUUGUUGAAAAGGAACUGACCGAAGAUACCGAGCUGGUCGAGGCAAAGGUUAUCGAGACCGUAGUCGAGAAGGUUGAGGCCAAGGUUAUCGAGACCGUAGUCGAGAAGGUUGAGGUCAAGCCAGAUGACAAGCCAGAACAAGACGAACAGCCAGAGCCAUCGGAGCCUGUGUCUGAGGUUGUUGAAAAGGAACUGACCGAAGAUACCGAGCUGGUCGAGGCAAAGGUUAUCGAGACUGUAGUCGAGAAGGUUGAGGCCAAGGUUAUCGAGACCGUAGUCGAGAAGGUUGUGGCCAAGCCAGAUGACAAGCCAGAACAAGACGCACAGCCAGAGCCAUCGGAGCCUGUGUCUGAGGUUGUUGAAAAGGAACUGAUCGAAGAUACCGAGCUGGUCGAGGCAAAGGUUAUCGAGACUGUAGUCGAGAAGGUUGAGGCCAAGGUUAUCGAGACCGUAGUCGAGAAGGUUGAGGCCAAGCCAGAUGACAAGCCAGAACAAGACGAACAGCCAGAGCCAUCGGAGCCUGUGUCUGAGGUUGUUGAAAAGGAACUGACCGAAGAUACCGAGCUGGUCGAGGCAAAGGUUAUCGAGACCGUAGUCGAGAAGGUUGAGGCCAAGGUUAUCGAGACCGUAGUCGAGAAGGUUGAGGCCAAGCCAGAUGACAAGCCAGAACAAGACGAACAGCCAGAGCCAUCGGAGCCUGUGUCUGAGGUUGUUGAAAAGGAACUGACCGAAGAUACCGAGCUGGUCGGGGCAAAGGUUAUCGAGACCGUAGUCGAGAAGGUUGAGGCCAAGGUUAUCGAGACCGUAGUCGAGAAGGUUGAGGCCAAGCCAGAUGACAAGCCAGAACAAGACGAACAGCCAGAGCCAUCGGAGCCUGUGUCUGAGGUUGUUGAAAAGGAACUGACCGAAGAUACCGAGCUGGUCGAGGCAAAGGUUAUCGAGACUGUAGUCGAGAAGGUUGAGGCCAAGGUUAUCGAGACCGUAGUCGAGAAGGUUGUGGCCAAGCCAGAUGACAAGCCAGAACAAGACGCACAGCCAGAGCCAUCGGAGCAUGUGUCUGAGGUUGUUGAAAAGGAACUGAUCGAAGAUACCGAGCUGGUCGAGGCAAAGGUUAUCGAGACUGUAGUCGAGAAGGUUGAGGCCAAGGUUAUCGAGACCGUAGUCGAGAAGGUUGAGGCCAAGCCAGAUGACAAGCCAGAACAAGACGAACAGCCAGAGCCAUCGGAGCCUGUGUCUGAGGUUGUUGAAAAGGAACUGACCGAAGAUACCGAGCUGGUCGAGGCAAAGGUUAUCGAGACCGUAGUCGAGAAGGUUGAGGCAAAGGUUAUCGAGACCGUAGUCGAGAAGGUUGAGGCCAAGCCAGAUGACAAGCCAGAACAAGACGAACAGCCAGAGCCAUCGGAGCCUGUGUCUGAGGUUGUUGAAAAGGAACUGACCGAAGAUACCGAGCUGGUCGAGGCAAAGGUUAUCGAGACCGUAGUCGAGAAGGUUGAGGCCAAGCCAGAUGACAAGCCAGAACAAGACGAACAGCCAGAGCCAUCGGAGCCUGUGUCUGAGGUUGUUGAAAAGAAACUGACCGAAGAUACCGAGCUGGUCGAGGCAAAGGUUAUCGAGACCGUAGUCGAGAAGGUUGAGGCCAAGCCAGAUGACAAGCCAGAACAAGACGAACAGCCAGAGCCAUCGGAGCCUGUGUCUGAGGUUGUUGAAAAGGAACUGACCGAAGAUACCGAGCUGGUCGAGGCAAAGGUUAUCGAGACCGUAGUCGAGAAGGUUGAGGCCAAGGUUAUCGAGACCGUAGUCGAGAAGGUUGAGGCCAAGCCAGAUGACAAGCCAGAACAAGACGAACAGCCUGAGCCAUCGGAGCCUGUGUCUGAGGUUGUUGAAAAGGAACUGACCGAAGAUACCGAGCUGGUCGAGGCAAAGGUUAUCGAGACCGUAGUCGAGAAGGUUGAGGCCAAGCCAGAUGACAAGCCAGAACAAGACGAACAGCCAGAGCCAUCGGAGCCUGUGUCUGAGGUUGUUGAAAAGGAACUGACCGAAGAUACCGAACUGGUCGAGGCAAAGGUUAUCGAGACCGUAGUCGAGAAGGUUGAUGCAAAGGUUAUCGAGACCGUAGUCGAGAAGGUUGAGGCCAAGGUUAUCGAGACCGUAGUCGAGAAGGUUGAGGCAAAGGUUAUCGAGACCGUAGUCGAGAAGGUUGAGGCCAAGCCAGAUGACAAUGCAGAACAAGACGAACAGCCAGAGCCAUCGGAGCCUGUGUCUGAGGUUGUUGAAAAGGAACUGACCGAUGAUACCGAGCUGGUCGAGGCAAAGGUUAUCGAGACCGUAGUCGAAAAGGUUGAGGCAAAGGUUAUCGAGACCGUAGUCGAGAAGGUUGAGGCCAAGCCAGAUGACAAGCCAGAACAAGACGAACAGCCAGAGCCAUCGGAGCCUGUGUCUGAGGUUGUUGAAAAGGAACUGACCGAAGAUACCGAGCUGGUCGAGGCAAAGGUUAUCGAGACCGUAGUCGAGAAGGUUGAGGUCAAGGUUAUCGAGGCCGUAGUCGAGAAGGUUGAGGCCAAGCCAGAUGACAAGCCAGAACAAGACGAACAGCCAGAGCCAUCGGAGCCUGUGUCUGAGGUUGUUGAAAAGGAACUGACCGAAGAUACCGAGCUGGUCGAGGCAAAGGUUAUCGAGACCGUAGUCGAGAAGGUUGAGGCCAAGGUUAUCGAGACCGUAGUCGAGAAGGUUGAGGCCAAGCCAGAUGACAAGCCAGAACAAGACGAACAGCCAGAGCCAUCAGAGCCUGUGUCUGAGGUUGUUGAAAAGGAACUGACCGAAGAUACCGAGCUGGUCGAGGCAAAGGUUAUCGAGACUGUAGUCGAGAAGGUUGAGGCCAAGGUUAUCGAGACCGUAGUCGAGAAGGUUGAGGCCAAGGUUAUCGAGACCGUAGUCGAGAAGGUUGAGGCCAAGCCAGAUGACAAGCCAGAACAAGACGAACAGCCAGAGCCAUCAGAGCCUGUGUCUGAGGUUGUUGAAAAGGAAGAAAAGACAGGUGACAAGCGAAAACAAGACCUGCACUCGAAGUUCCUACCUGAAGUUGUUGAAGAUAUAUCAUCUGACAAGGAUUCUUCUGUCGUUGGUGAUAGAGGCAUAUUUUCAUAUUUACUAAGUCCCGAUAGGCAUGAAAUUUCCGAUGGUUCUGGAUCGUCCGAAAAGGGCGAUGAUAAGUUUUUACUUCGUCGGGAUGAAUUAAGCGUGUUUGAUACCAGGAAAAGUUCCCUCUCUGCAGUCGAAGUUUCCACUUUAGACGAUGACUCACCUUUACUGACAGAUUUUACAACUUCCUCUAUUACGUACGUAAGCGAUAGGAUUGAUUCUUCUUCGUUAGAUUUGAUGGUUGGUGAACAAUCAAUGAACUUUUUGAAAAUUGGUAGUAGCAUGGCACCACCUGACGAAAAACGGCAUGAUAUUCAAUCUCCUGGAUCGUGCAUGUCCUUUACGACCACUACCAGUGAAAACAUCGAGUCAAUUUCUCAUGACGUCGAAAGCCGUAGCAACUUCGGUGGUACUCUGCAACCUGACAUACCCACGGAGUAUGAGCGAUCCGUUUCGCUCAGUGAUAAUGCGGCAUCUGAUUACUCGAACGAGUCGGCUACCAAAUACAACUUGCCUUACGAUACCGAAUCCGACGGCCAUGAUGCUGGCGCACACAAGGCCAGACUACGGGGAAUCAAAUCUCAGGAAGGCAUCGCCGAGCCGAAACAAGUCAAAUCAGCAAAGCUCAUUGCCGUUGACCAGCGUCACGGUUCAGCCUCACCACAAAGUGAUAUUACUGAAUAUACCGAAAGUGUAUCGUAUGUCGAUUCAAUUAUAGACAGUACAAACUACGAAAGCGCCUUAAAGCAGAAAGAAACAAAGCAAGAAUUGCGAAGCAAGGAGACAUCGAAAGACAGCUGCGAGGCGGACGUGAAACCCAGUACGGUGGCAGCUGAUCGCGAGACAAAAGCAUCAAAACUUGACACGACAGCAAAACCUUCCAGUGAAUCGGUAGAAUCUGCUCAUCCAAAAAGGCGAUCCAAAUCGAAGACUACUGUUACGAAAGUAAAUUUACAUAAGCAAGCGCCGAUCGACAUUUCGAAGCGUUCCACUAAAACCGUUGACAUUCGUAUGGGCGCAGCCGAGUCUACCGUAACAGUGAGCAAAUCGGCGACAACAUCCAGUCGCAUCUCGACGACAGCGACGCGAACGCACGGUUACAUGCAGUCGACACUGUCUCGCGAUCAGAAGGUCCUACGACCAUUGACUUUAACCGAUUCGCCCCAUUCUUCGCCCUCGAAAACUUCGCACCGCGCUGGCACUGCUUCGAUCACUUCGACACACACGACUUAUUCUCCGGCACAUUCUACAGAACGGAAGGCCACUAAACCUUCUAAGCCAGGUAGUGCCGCUACACCCGGUGUGCCCGAAGGUGCGACUGGCAGCACCAAGCACGGUGUUUCGAGUACAGGUGCGCGCAAAAUCGAGGUUAAAGAAAGCAAAUUUACGACGAAAUCGGCCACUGGUCGAUCGUCGUCAACUGUCGUCACGACAUCCAGCACUGUAUCCACCUCUAGCACGUCCAGCCAGAGCAGAUUGUCGCGUUCCUCAGUCACUAGCUCAGCCAGAAAAGCCUCCACUAAAUCGGACUUCAAAGAGCAGCCCGUGGUGAAGAAGGCGGACAAAGAGCAGGCAAAUCUGGUCACGAAAUCCACCCUGCCGGCUGCCGUUAAGACAAGCAAGGAUCGGGUUAACAAAAGCCUGAUACCCGUAAAGGUGCAGUCGAGCAAGCGGGAUGCAACUCCUUCGCCGACUAAAACCGCCAGCAAGUCCAAACCGAAGUCGGCCCCGGGCCCAAAGCCCAAAGGCGAGCUGCGAAUGUCCAAACCGAUAGCCGGCUCCGAAAGGACGGCUACGAAAAAGGAACACUCUGUCCAGCUGAUCACGAAAUCCAUCCCGAAGGUGACCAGCACGGUACACCGUAAGGAAAGCGCGAAACAAAUCAUCGACGACGUGUAUCGGUGCAAGUCCGCGAUGCACUACUCGUACAAAGAUGCCGUCACGUUCGAUCAUGCCGAGGUACCGUCGUCGCUUCCCUCCAGCCCGAGCCGCUUGAACAAAAGUUCCUCGAACAGUACAAACGUCCUCACUAGUGAAGUGUUUACCCGCACGAUCGAUUCGUCCAAAUCGAUCGAGGUGAUCUACAAGCAACCGUCCACAUCGCACGAGCUGUACCGUCGGGUGCAAGGCGAGUACAACCGGUACAACGACGCCGACCUGAACUUUAUCGAGACGACCGACUCGAGCCUGUCCGAUUCGAUCGCACUGCCCUCCUCCUCCUCGGAGCAGGAGAGCGAUGCGACCGGCAAGCAGAGGCGCUCCGGCAGUCCGGAAGGUUCGCCGAAGCAGACCAGCUCCUCGUCCGCGGUGACGACGACCAUGACGACGCUCGCCGGGCGCAAGAACCUGCCCCAGCACUACCCGCACCAUCCGGUGCACCAGCACGUGGCCACCAAGCACGGCAGCUCCGGCUCCUCCGCCUCCGGCAAGCGCGCCCGAACCCAUUCGCCCGCCGAGCCCCGGUACCGCAAGUCGGACAUCUGGAGUCGUACCGACCCGCCAGCCUCCAGCCAAGAGCUACCGGAUACGUCGGAGGACAGCGACUCGUACUACUACCACCACCAGCAGCAUUGUCUGUUCCAGCAGCAGCAGCAGCACCAGCAGCACCAGCAGCUGCCGCCGGUGGCUGGAAUUGCUGACCGGCGUUUAACUGUGUCGCUCGAUGGGAUCGUGCUCGAGAGUAGCAUCUCGCCGAUACUAGACUUCCGGGCAUCGACGCCGCCGCGCAUGAAGUAUAAGUUUGAUUACGAUAGUUCUGUGUUUCCAGAUACGUACACCGAACACGACGAUGCAAAACCGACGUCGACCAGAAGCGAAGGCGAGGAUGAUGGGUAUCUAGUGCUGGUACGGUCGGAGGCAGGCCGGCUGGUCGACGACGUGCUGGAGCAGAGCGUAUCGAUCGUCAGCAGCUCGCAGGGCCCGGGCCCGAUGACGAUCGAUCGAGGUCUGCAGCAACCGUCCGAAAGCGAACAGUACGCGAUCCGUAGCGACAUCCUGUCGUCUACCGAUGGCGAUCUGGUCGUCAAGUCGCCCACCAUCGAGUCCAUGUCCGGCAAAUCGUUCGAUGACAAUAUGAGCAAUCCCGAGUACGAUGCGCUGUUGCUCGGUACUGCCGGCUUUGGGGCACCCGCGACCGGCGCCGACGGCGGGCAGCCGAUGAGCCGGGCACUCGGUGCGGACGAUACAGCCGCCGAGGAUGAGGGCAGCGAUGCAAAGCUGACUGCCGAUGGCGCUGAUACGGUCGCCACUGCCACGAAAGACCAGGCGGCCGAGUCCGCCCGGCGGGCGAAGAAAAUCGACCGCAAGUAUGCCCGCCUGUCGGCCGAUCUCGGACCGGAGGCGCUGCUCGAUAAGAACCAAGAGUACGACGAGGCGAUCUCGCAGAUCAAAGACGAAGUGUCGAUGCUGCAGAGCGAAUACUCCAAAAUGAGCUGGGACGAGAGCGUAUCCAUGACCACGGGCGAUUUCGGGUCCAGCACGCCCGACAACGAUCUGCAAGAAACAGAUUUGCAACAACAAACAGAAAAUAACAUACCCCAGACAACAACACCCCGCCUUGUGUCCCAAACAGUAGAGGCUGCUGCCCCGCCCGCUAGCGCUGUCUCUGACGCUUUUGUUAGCGGGCAGUGUGUUGCGAUUGCUGCAACAAGUACUAGCACCGUCACCACCACUGCUGCUAAUCUGCUAACCGACGCUAAUGAUGUUGCCACCGCUGACCAAUGCUUCACUGCUUCCGCUGCCAUUGUCGAAAGGACGGAGCAAAGCGUCCUCUCCACCACUACUAGCACGAUCGGAUCCAUCAGCAACGCGGAACAGUCCUUCUCGAUCGCGUCCACCGAGCCGGACAGGCCGAGCGAAUCUUCCAGCAGUGGCGGCGGCGGCGGCGGCUUCGACGGUCAGCCCGUACCGAAGCCUCGCACCAGCAUAUCCUCCCGCACGGAUACGGCCACCCGGUCCAGCCUGCUGGAGUCGUUCGAGCAUCAGGAUUCGAUCGAGCAGUAUCCCGAACCGGCCCCGGUCCAAUCGGCCGAGCCAGACCUCCGUCUCCGGCAAGGGUCGAUCACGUCCGACGAGCUGUCGAACGUGGCCCAGAAGGACUCGAGCGAGCUGGUCACCAGCGAGGAGGACAUUUCGAGCGGUGCCAAGUUCUUCAUCGGCGAGUGUAGCAGCGAUAUCAUCACCCGGUCCAGCACCGAGAAGCGGUCGGACUUUGCGUUCGACAACGAGGGCUACACGUUCUCGCAGGAGUCGCAGGGUACGGACGAUCAGGAGUCGCGGCGCGAUGCGAUGGAAGCGUACCAGCAGCAGAUCAAGCUGGAGGAUGGCUUUACCCUGGAUUCGCUUAAGGAGCUCGAUAUUGCUGGGUUGCAAUCGUCCGGCAAGCCGCCGGUGGUACAUUCGCCGGUAACAGCACCGGCAACUGUUCAGCCGUUUGCGGAGACCCAGUCCGUGAAGUCUGAGGUGGAUGUGGGCGAAGCAACCAUUCUUGAAUCGACCACCACCGAACAGCAGGAGCAGCAGCAGCAGUACGCGCACAUGACGAUCGACGAGCUGACCAUUGCUAAAACGCUCGAAGAGGUGAAGGAAUCGCUGGACGCCGUGCAGGAAGAGCUAAUCGAGGCGGUCACGGACGGGACGCCGAUCAAGCAGUCGCCGUCGGAGUUUGAGUUUAAGAUACUGCCCUCCACGCGCUACGUGCAGGAUCCGAUCUACGAAACCAACCAGGAGGAAGCGGUCGCCGUGUCGACGGCAACGGCCGCCGCCAUCACCACCACCACCAUCGUGAGCGAGAGUGGGCUGUCCGAUUCGGAGACGCGAUCGCUGGCUGCUGCUGCUUCAGCGCCUCCGAUCAAGAUCGACGAAGCGCCAACGGCCGCCGGUUCGUCCGACAGCUCGCAGCUGGAAGCGUCGCCCCGUUUGCGGCACGGUCCGGCUGCCGCCAAGGGUAACCGUUGGUCGGCAACGGAUGUGGACAGCUCGGGCGAAAGCCACUACCAAAGCUUCGAGCAUACGGACAGCAGCCGGCCGCUGUCGUCGGACCUGGAGCAGGUGCUGCCGUACGCUUCAUCCGAGUACGAAACGGCACUGGAUCACUCGAUGGUGCCGACCUCGCUCGGCACCGAGUAUCACAGUGCGGUCAGCACGCUGCACUCCUACGCGGUCAGCUCGCACGACAGCAUGAAGAGCUUCGACUCGGAAAGCUCGGGCAAUCUGGCCAGCAUCGAAUCGGAGGCGACGGAAACGCUCGUACCGUCCACGAUGGACGUCGACUUUGACUCGUCCGAUGCAGCCCUCAUUCACGACGAUUCCGAGGACGAUCUGCGCGACAAGCUGCUGCUGCUGGACGACAAGGAGGAGCCGUCGUCCGCCGCGUCCAGCAGCGUGCCGAUAGCGAUGAAGCGCUCGCACGAGAUGGACUUUGCCGAGCUGAAGGGUGAGUCCGUGGCCGACGAGAGUCUGCUCCAGUUUGGCGAGCAGCGCAGCCACGGCGUGGAGUCGGUGUCGUCCUCGUUCCAGGAGGAGAAGCUGCUCAGCUCGAGCAUCGGCACGGCACGGGAUUUGGUGGAGGCGAUGCAGGCGACCAGCCUGGAGGACGUGAAGACGGAACCGGCGGACGAUGGCAAGCUGGGCACGAGCCUGGAAGACGGUAGCAUACUGUCGAUCAGCCUGUCCAGUGCGUCCAAUCUGGAAACCAUCAUGGAAAACCUGUCGGACAAGACAACGUCCGCCGGGCCGGUUCCGACGCACGUGGAGAUUGGGCUGGACGCGGUGACGCCUACGACCGCCGGUACGACUGCCGGCUACAUCGGCGACAUUACGCUCACCUCGACCACGCUCAAGGAGGGAGACGUUAACUUCCUCAACACGCAGGCGACCACCGAGAUGAUCGAGGUGAGCGAGUCGGCCGAGCUGAUCGCUGGCCGGGAGGACAGCGAAGAGACGGUGCGCAAGCGGGGCCACAAGCGCACCGAAAGUACCGCCAUCAUUUCCGGCAAGUUUAUGGCGGAAAUGGGCGAGAACCGCGACUCGAUCGAGUCGCAGGACGAGUCACUGUCGCAGGACGCCUCCAAACCACCGACCAUCAGCUCGGAGCGGGACGAAACGCGGGAGGAAUCGUCCGACUCCGACUACGACCGGUACGAGAGCGAGUACGCCCGUUCGUUCCGGGCGCCGGUAGCGCAGCCGAAGAAGAAGGACAAAAAGGCGGGCGACGUGUUCGAGAAGGACUUUGAGCUGGAUCGGCGCAACUCGUUCUCGCCGUCCCAGUCGGUGAUCGAAACGAUCGUCGAGGAUGUGCACGCCGAGAUCGAGCAGGGCGACGAGGCGCAGCAGAUUAUGGUGAGCAAGAGCCAGCGGCUGCAGGAGUACCGCGAGUCGUCCACGCACAACAUACCGGACAUUCACGUGACGGAAGACUUUGCCGAGCAGCAGCAGCAGCAGCAGUCAUCGGAUGGCGAGGAUGAAGCGAAACGAGAAGCGACAGUCUUCUCCGAGACGGUUAGCGUAGUGGAGACUGUGACCAAGACGCAAGCCGACGCAACGGUGUCGUCCUCAGCGACCACCGUAAGGAAAGUUACGACCGAGACUGCGUCCACGUCCGCCGGCAUGACGAUGGCAAAGCAGACGGGCAUCCAGUACGCCAAGCAGGAGGAAUUUCAACUCACCGAGGAACAGUACCAGGAGCUGAUCGAGCAGAAGUACAAGGCAAAGCUAGCCGACUCGACCACCAAGUACGCGUUCGAUGCGGACGAUAAGGACGAUUCGGCCGGCUCGGACUCGUUCGAGAUGCUGGAGCAGCCGGACAUUUCGGACGAGUUCGUGAUCGUGGAGGAGGUCGCCCGGGAGGCGCACGAGUUCGACGCGGAGGGUAAAAGUGUCGCCAUCAAGCCCACCAAGAUCGAGAAGAAGCACGACGAGGACGUGGAGAAGAUACUGGUCAAGUCGGCACCGGCCCACACGAACGCCGGCUCGCUGUACGCGGCUAACAUGCGCGACGACAUGAUGUACGAGUUCGAGGAAAGCCCACCGACCGGUGGUGCCGAGGGCGUCGACGGAGGUGCCGGCGUCACGAUGGACCUGCUCAACAACGGGUACCCGCUGGAGGAGAGCAAGCGGUGGGUGGAGAUGCAGCUGGCAGAAACGCAAAACUUCCGCUACCCGUACGAGGACCGGCUGGAGGACAUCAAGGAGGAGGACACCGACUUCGAGGUGGGCAGCAGCCGCAUCGGCUCGAUCAAGGACUCGUUCUCCAGCACGCCCGACUACGAUCUGCUGGCGAAGCGGAUGGCGUCCCGCGAGCACGAUGACAUUUCCAUGAGCAGCCUGCAGGAGUUUGAGAAUCUCGAGCACGUGAUCUCGCUGGAGAACCGCAAGAUGCAGCAGGGCUCGCAGGACUCGCUCAGCAACGGUAGCUUCACGCGCCGGUUCAUGCAGCGCGGCAUGCACGGGGACGACAUCAGUCUGUCCAGUCUGAAGGAGUUCGAGGGGCUGGAGAACGCCUGUCUGGAGGCGCAUCUGAUCGAGAUAAAGGCAAAGGAGGAGGCCGCCCUGCUGCUGUCGCGCUCGGACGAAUCGAACAAGUCGAACGGGUCGAACGGUGCCAAACGAAGUCCACCGUCGAACGGGGCCGCUGCGGUCGGUUCGCGCCAGCAGUCUACGGAGGGUGCGGCAGCGACCAAAAUCAUUAGCAGCAGCACUUCCAUCACCACUACGGUAGUUGGUGGAGCCGUCGGGUCGAGUGUACCCAGUGGGGAAAUGACGAAGGUGGAAAGGAAGAUCACGACGGCAAGCGGCAGUGGUCGCGAAGGGUCUUCAACGACGACUGUCACGACGAUUACACACGUGGAGGGUCAGACACGGCAGGGCUUUGACGAGGAGGACUCCACCUCGCACCACAUUCUGACCGUGUCCAGCGACAGUCUGGACGGUACGCGUGUGAAGCAACCGCUGGCCAGUGGUAGGGAUGCAAUGCCGUCGGCACACUCGAGCAGCGACAGCCUGGACAUGCACAGCAAGAACAAUGUGGAUCCGAUGACGAGCAGCAUCGAUUCGAUCGAGUUCUCCAAGACGGGCAUUGCGACGACGCGCUCCUCGCAGUCCGAUUCGAUCGAGCAGAUGGCACAGCAGCAGCAGCAGCCCAACCGCAGCGACAGUACCGACUCGAUCGAGGCCCAGCAGCAGCUCCAACAGCAGCAGAAGCUCCAGCACCAUCAGACGUACCAUCAGACCACCACGCAGCAGACGCUGAGCGACACGAAGCGAGACUCGCUGGAAUCACUGGCCGCCAGCAGCAGCGACAAUCAGAGCGGAUUCAGCAGUCCCACCAAGUCUGCCCACGGCUCUCGACCACUGUCCGACAGUGGAGUUGGAGCAAGCGGUACAACCGCUCAUCAUCAGCAGCAGCAGCAGCAGCAGCAGUUCCACCACCAAACAACGACGAUGUCCACGCACACGGUCAGCACCGGUGGGCGUACGAUGCAGAAGGACAUAUCGGCCGACUCACUGACCGGACCGGACGCAGCAUUCCUCACCAGCACCGAAAGCCUCGAAACGAGCUCAACGGCCACGAACGCCACCUACCAGAACGAGACGGACUCGCAGAUGUCGUCUAGCGUGACGAGCUGCGACUCCAUCACGAUGGUCGACACGGUAGGGCCUUCGCAAUCGCUCGAACACUGGGACAGCUCGUUUACGGCCGGCGUUCAUGGUGGUGGGUUCGGUGCCAGCACCCUCAUGACCAGCUCCACGAUGAGUGCCUACUCCUCCGGUGUAGUUGGCAGCAGCGGUGGCACCACAAUCCAGCAGCAGCAGCAGCAACACGCAUUCCGUACUUCGCAUGCGGAAGCAUCAUCCUCCAUCCGCAUGUCAUCGUCGUCGUCGUCAUCGUCCACGGUGACGAUGGUGGCGAGCUCGGCGUCGUCAACGAGUGUUCGCACGGCGCAACAGCAGCUGAUGGGGGAAAGUGAACUAUUAAGUAGAGAACUGUUUCCAGGAGAAAUAGCUUUCGACGAUGUAAAGGAAACCAGCAAGGAACGGAUGCAAAGUAAAUCAACCGAAAAGGAAGAGUAAAUGUUGACGCCAACAAAAAAAGAAAACAUGUGCUGGACAUCGCUGGAGCAUAAACGGUCGACAAGCGAGUUGAUGGUGGCACCGCAGCAAGACAGAGCCGCAUAGAGGGUUGUGCCGCAAGCAGUGUGGAUUUCCCGCCAUUUUACCACAUUCUUCUCUACUCUACUUCUCUACGUACAGCCAAACCUUUUCAAACCCUUUAAACUUACAAACGCGCGUUAAAUCUUAAACACAUCCAGGGACGUUGGAGAAUGGAGAAUGGGAAGAAAGUUCUUCCACGUCGAUUGCUGUAGCUAUCGGUAGCCUUUUAACACAUGACGAUGAUCAACACACAGAAAAGGAAGGAUCGCAGACGAAACGGGGGUGUUUUUUUUUUAAAGGAAGAAUUACGUAGCAAAAAGGGGGGGAAAACAACCAAAGAAGCGUAGCUCAGUUCGAAACAUAUUCAGUUCCGCAUUCAAUGAACUAAACUCUAAGCAAGUAAGUUCUCUCCUUCACGCACUAUAUUCUAAACAAUUGCAUUCCAAGUAAAUGCUUUACACAAAACGAUGAUGACCAUUGACCGAUAAUGAGAAUAAACGCGAUGUAGGGCAAAUAGGAUGCAAAUCUGAGCGAUGACCGAGCGAUGAUCACGCGCGGCAAUGUGUAUAGUGUGUAAUGUGAGCUUUAUUGUAGCAUUGUUAGCUUCCUACUUUUGCGUCUACGCAAGCGCCGCUUAUUUAUUAUCGUGCAUUGAUGCCGCAAAAUCCAAAACCAACCCUAAGUCACCUAAUCCGCGUCGACGGUGUGACUUUAAUGCUAAGCUUCAAGCGUCUUUUAAGUCGACUACUUGUGUGAGCAGCUUCUCCUUUGUGUGCAGCUUCUAUUUCAAGGCGAAUCUGUAUGUGUGUGGGGGUUUGUAGGGUGCGAGGUGUGUUCAUGCUUACGUUUGCUUUCGUACUACCGCUUAGGACUGACGAAUAAGGAAAAUAACACAAGUUGAUAAAAUGAAUAAAAAAAACACACACACACACACACAGGAGAACAAGAUUCAAAGACCCAUUAGAGAGGGCUCGUGCGGCCGGAUAGCUUUUAGUGCUGGGCAAUAUUGUAGCAACAGGGGCCCCAGACAGUCAGCGAUAGAGGCGUUAGAGGCGGUAGAAACGAUCGAAAAAAAAAACGACGAAAGGAGGAAGUAUAUUUGAGAAUCUUUUUUUAAACAAACAAACCAAACGAUAUUGCUAAAGAACAGAAGAAAAAAAAACAGAACACUGUUGCAAGUAAUAGCAUGUUAUAGCUAAAAUAUACAUUUACUGAUCAAAUCAAACGUAUAAAAACAAAACAACCUUAUAUAUACACACUACAGAGCGGGCUUGCUUCAAAAUAAGAGAGAAGAUGAAAAAGAAAACUCCCUUUCCGAAAGACUAGAAAGGAAAAUCACCAAAACCGAUGGAAAAAGAAGCUGCAUUGAAUCGACGAAAGCACGACGAAGCGAAGUGAUUAGUAUAGCAGCAGAACAAGAAAAAGGAUAUUUUACCGAACGGGCAAGCCCGCUUGCAUAAUAAUACAAUUUGAAGACAAGAACAGAAUAGAGUUAAAAGAAAAAUAAGAAAACAAAACAAAAAAAAAACAACAGCAAAAAAGAGGAGGCAAAUAAAACGAACAAAAUGAUUAAAUUCGUAGAAAAGGGCGGGAGAAAACGGUGAAGGAGAUAUCGGAAAGGGGGAGAAAAACUCACAUAAAUCGCUACCACGUGCUACCAAAACUAAUUAAACAAACAAAACAUAUUAUUAAUACAAAAACCAAAAACAAAACCCAAACACAGCAUACUUACAUGGAUGUACUAUUUGCAAACAACAACCAAAAAAAAAAAACUAUGAAGAAUAAAAGUGCUUAUGACAAACAUA